Messenger RNA from Pelobates cultripes (western spadefoot toad), 63813 nucleotides. The record is from the annotation of a GenBank genome assembly. NCBI's taxonomy places the organism in Eukaryota, Metazoa, Chordata, Amphibia, Anura, Pelobatidae.
UGGAGGCCGACAUGGCGUCCCUGUGUUAGGAAUGCUGGGAUUAAACUGAGUAAUGGGGGCUGACUGCGGCUGUCACUUACCGGGUCAUACCGUGACACUGAUCUGAGGGAGAGAGUCACUGAGUGUUCGCUAAAGACUGAGUGAGAGUGUCACUGAGUGGGAGUUUCACCAAGUGCUCGCUGAAGGCUGAGUGAGUCAGUGAGUGCUCGCUGAAGACUGAGUGAGAGAGACUGAGUGCUCACUGAAGGCUGAGAGAGACUGAGUGCUCCAUGAAGGCUGAGAGAGAGAGGUUGAGUGUUCCCUGAAGGCUGAGAGAGAGAGUGAGUGCUCACUGAAGGCUGAGAGAGAGAGACUGAGUGCUCCAUGAAGGCUGAGAGAGAGAGGUUGAGUGCUCACUGAAGGCUGAGAGAGAGAGGUUGAGUGCUCACUGAAGGCUGAGAGAGAGAAGUUGAGUGCUCACUGAAGGCUGAGAGAGAGAAGUUGAGUGCUCACUGAAGGCUGAGAGAGAGAAGUUGAGUGCUCACUGAAGGCUGAGAGAGAGAGGUUGAGUGCUCACUGAAGGCUGAGAGAGAGAGACUGAGUGCUUACUGAAGGCUGAGAGAGAGAGGUUGAGUGCUCACUGAAGGCUGAGAGAGAGAGACUGAGUGCUCCCUGAAGGCUGAGAGAGAGAGACUGAGUGCUCACUGAAGGCUGAGAGAGAGAGACUGAGUGCUCACUGAAGGCUGAGAGAGAGACUGAGUGCUCACUGAAGGCUGAGAGAGAGAGAGAGAGACUGAGUGCUCGCUGAAGGCUGAGAGAGACUGAGUGCUCGCUGAAGGCUGAGAGAGACUGAGUGCUCGCUGAAGGCUGAGAGAGACUGAGUGCUCACUGAAGGCUGAGAGAGAGAGACUGAGUGCUCACUGAAGGCUGAGAGAGAGAGACUGAGUGCUCACUGAAGGCUGAGAGAGAGAGAGAGGGUGCUCACUGAAGGCUGAGAGAGAGACUGAGUGCUCACUGAAGGCUGAGAGAGAGACUGAGUGCUCACUGAAGGCUGAGAGAGACUGAAUGCUCACUGAAGGCUGAGAGAGAGAGAGACUGAGUGCUCGCUGAGGGAGAGAGAGAGACUGAGUGCUUGCUGAAGGCUGAGUGAGAGUCACUGAGUGCUGGCUGAAGGCUGAGGGAGAGUGUUACUGAGUACUGGCUGAAGGCUGAGGGAGAGUGUUACUGAGUACUGGCUGAAGGCUGAGGGAGAGUGUUAUUGUGUUCUGGCUGCCUAAAAACUGAGUGAGUCACUGAGAUCUGGCUAAAGUGAGUGUGUGGAUUAUCCAAGUGGCUCUGCUGGUGUCUCUGAGUGGGAGCUUGAGUGACAGGUGUAACUGAGUCUUCCCUGCAGACUCUGAGUGACACUUGAGAGAUCCCAGUAAAUUGUAGAAUGUGAGUGUCUGUCACAGAGUGAGGGUUGUAAGUGAGAGCUACUCAGUGUCUGUGAGUGCAAGGAAUACAUUAUGUCCCUGACAGACAUCCCCUCCCCUCCUGCUGUACCCAAACCAUUGAGAAGGAGAGCAGUGGGAAGCCAAAGUAUGGUGUCACUUGGAAGGGACAUUUCAGGUAUGAACAGACUUUGAGCAUGUUGUGACAGGGAUGCAGGGUUUUCUAUUUGCUUUAUUUAUAAAUAUAUCAAUACCUUUAGAUACAAUGCCAUACUUUAUUGUGAGCUACAAACCUCAUCAUCUCAGGUUAGCAAAAUAGUGGGAGUUCUAGUACUCUGCCUUAAUGAAUCCAAGUUGGUUCUCUAAGUGUGAUUUUAAAUGUACAAUUUUUAAAAAAAAUUUCCAAUAAAAUCUUGAAAUGACAGAAAUAAGCUACUCUGGACAAUAUUAGAAUAAAUGAUAGUUCAUAAUUUUGACCGUAGCAUCCUUAAUCCGUGAAAAACAUUGGAAUGGAAAUAUAUUUUGCUAGUACUAUUCAUUAGUGUGUUUAUGUUGAUUUUUUUUUUCCUCUGCCAGUUGCAUGUGCAUUCGCACACUUUCAUUGUUUUUUUAAACCAUUAUAAAAAUUAUCUAAGGAAACUAUUAUGAAACACAUAUUUGUAUGUGUUCAUUCGCAAAACAGUUAAAGUGGUUAACUGAAAGCGGUAUUUUUCAAUUAAAUGUAUUCUCUAUUUCAUGAGUUCCAGGUUAAAAGGAAAUGUCAAUUCAAGGGUUUUUAAUAUUUAGUUUAACCCUUAUAUUUAUUAAAUAUCUGUUUGUACGGUGCGAAAAAUGUGUUCAAAUCCAAAUGGUACAGUGGCAAUUCAUGGGGCAAGAUGUAACGGUAAUUGCCCUCUAUAUACUCAAGAGGAGGCACGUCAUACAUGGAAAUCUAAACACACAAGACAAAACACAUUAAGAGAAACUCUAAACAACAAAUCCACAUUUUCCUGCAUUCUUUUUGUUGCAUAGCUGAUGUCUGCUUUCUCUGGCAAUGUAUUACUUUUCUAAGAAAUGGCAAUGUUUACAACUGGCCAAGAACGCACCUCUAAUGGCUAUAUAACAGCCAAUGGAAGCACUUCCUCCUGUCCCCCCUAACCCUAUGAUGUUAAAAACAUUAUAUAGUCUCACUAAAUAUAGUAAAAAUCUAACCUUUAUUCCAGUCUGCUGGUGCUGGCUCUGCCCCUGAUCUGUCUCCUUUGCUGACAUCAUCAGAAGUGAUGAUCUCAGUCAAUCACAAUGCUUUGACACAGAAAUGGAUUGGAUUGGCUGAGAUUGUUCUCUGAACAUUCUGAACAUCUUAGCCAAGGAGGUGGGCUGGGGGUGGAGCCAAUUCUGAACAUCUUAGCCAAGGAGGUAGGCUGGGGGCGGAGCAGCACCAAUCAGCAUCUCCUCAUACAGAUGCAUUGAAUCAAUACAUCUCCAUGAGGAAAGUUCAGUGUUUCCAUGCAGAGUGUAGAGACACUGAAUGCCAGUGCUGCACAGUGGAAGCACCUCUAGUAGCCAUCUGAGGAAUGACCACUGGAGGUGGUCUGAAAAGACAGUGUGUACUUGAAAAAGCCUGCAUAGACUAUAUUCACCAGAACUACAUUAAUCUGUAAUUGUUCUGGUGAAUAGAGUGUCCCUUUAGGAGCUUCAGUUUUAAAAUGUCUCCAUGUUCAAUGUGAUCAGAAACAGCAUGAUGAUGCUAAUGCUACCCAUACAGAAGCAUUGGAUUCACUGUUACUCUAUGACAGCGUUUCCCAAUUGGUGUUCUGCGGAACACUAGGGUUCCGCAAGAACACAAAUUUAGUUCUGCCAAAAUUUCUAAAAACAUAAUAGCCACGGGCGGCGAGGGAGCAGUGGGCAGUGAUGCUGGAUCCGGAAUAUGACAUGCUAAGAGGUGUGCGAGGGAGCUGAGCAGGGAAAUCACUACUCCUUCGCCGCUCAGCAGCCACACUGGAACCCCUGCUCUAUGAAAAGCUUUGGAUUGGCGAAGUAUGGACAUUCCCAAGCAUGCACUGUAAAACCUCAGUUCUUCUAUAUGAAAUGCAGUGAAUUGGACCUGAGAUCAUCAUGGUCAAUUCUCUACCAUUUAGGAGUUAAAUUGUUUCCUGAAAAGUCUAGCAAGAUAUUAACAGUGCAGAAGCUAAGAAAUUCUAUAUUAAACAAACUGUGCAAUAAAGGAAAUUCUCUCUUUACAAGAAGUGGUAUGACUACUGCAUAAACAAAGUGAUUUAACUCCUAAAUGGCAGAGAAUUCAGCAGUGAGACUGCAGGGGCAUUAUUUAUCCAAGCAAAAGUUGUUUUGGUGACUAUGGUGUCCCUCAAAUCUCACAAUAGGAUGUGAGGCUGCAAGGUCAAUUGUUUGCUGGUGCUAUUUAAUGUUUUUGUUGGGGGAGGGUUUAAAACAAAGUGAGUGUUCUGACUUUAAACACAGUAAAGAACACAUCUAACUUUAAAAAAAUAUAUAUAUUUAUUUUUAAAGGGACACUAUAGUCACCAGAACAACUAUAGCUUAUUGCAUUUGUUCUGGUGAGUAGAAUCAUUGCCUUCAGGCCUUUUGCUGUAAACACUGUCUUUUCAGAGAAAAUACAGUGUUUAUAUUACAGCCUAGUGAUAACUUCACUGGCCACUCCUGCCUAAAAUGCAUCCAAACAUUCAGUAUCGCCUCCCUUUGCAUUCAGACACUGAACUUUCCUCAUAGAGAUUCAUUGAUUUAAAUCAUCUCUAUGAGGAGAUGCUGAUUGGCCAGGGCUGUGUUUGAAUUGUGCUGGCUCUGCCCAGUGGGGGAUCUAGAGCCUGAUCUCGGGAGGGGCACUUGUAGAUUAUUUAAAGAAAUAAUCCAGACACAAUAACCACUACAGCUCAGUGUAGUGGUUAUGGUGUCAAUAGUGCCAGGACCCCCUCCCAGAGUAAGUAGUCAAACCGCUUAAGAACAGUUUGACAACUUACCUGAGGUCUGCUGGGAAAUGGGGCAGUAGUAGGGCAUAGGAGCAGUGGUGUGUGUGAGUGGUGCAAUGUGUGUGUGUGUGUGUGGGACACUGUGUGAGCAGUGUGUAUGUGUGGGACAGUAUGUGUGUGUAACAGUUGCAGUGUGUGUGUGUGUGUGUGAGUAUUGCAGUGUAUGUGUGAGUGUGGGCAAUGUGUGUGUAUGGGGAGAAAUGUGUGUGUAUGGGGAGCAAUGUGUGUAUCGGGUAGAGUGUGUGUGUAUGGGGAGCAGUAUGUGUGGAUGGGGGGCAGUGUGUGUGUAUGGGGGGCAGUAUGGGGAGCAGUGUGUGUGUAUGGGGGGCAGUGUACGUGUGAUAAGGGUAGGGGGGAUUUUUUUUAUAAUAUAUAUAUAUAUAUAUAUAUAUAUAUAUAUAUAUAUAUAUAAAUUUAAUUAAAAUAUAUAUUUAUGUCCCCCCUCCCUUCUUACCUUUACUGGAGGGUAACCUCGGCAACUUUCCAAAUCUCGUGAGAGGAGCUCCCGGGUCCUCUCUCCUCCCUCCCUCCCCCGCCGGCUGUCAGCACGGUGCCUGCGGACUGGGGAGGGAGAUCUGUGAUCUCCCCUCCGGUCCGCAGGCACAUUGCAGGGCUGGCGCCUGCAUGUGCUGGCAGGGGAGAGGGAGACCGUCGGUAUUCUCGGGGGGGGGGGGCAAUUGCCCCGUUGGCCCCCCCCGGAUCCGCCACUGGCUCUGCCCGUGAUCUGCCUCCUUGUCAGUCUCAGCCAAUCCUAUGGGGAAGCAUUGUGAUUGGAUCAGGCUACCACUUCUUCUGAUGUCAGCAGGCACUGGGCAGGUCUAAAGGAAACAGGGACAAACUAUGCAACUGGAGAAGUGAAUACAAGUACGUUUUACUAUUUUUAGGGAGGCAUGAGUGGGUCAGGAGCGCUAGAUGGUGGUUUUAAUCCUAUAGGAUCAGGAAUACAUGUUUGUGUUCCUGACCCUAUAGUGCUCCUUUAAAGUUCAAGUGUUCUUUUAACCCAGAAUGCUUUGAAAGAAACCCAACUUAACAUACCUCUUCUUAGAGAGACUUGACAGACCCUCAAUCCAUGUAUCAAGUAUAACCGUCAAUAUUGUAAUACAAGAUAUCAUCUUUUUACUUGACAUUGGUUCUAUAUUUUAUCACAACUGUGAACUCUGCCUUGACCUUUGUAUCUGAUUGUUCUUACUACAGUAUUUGAAAAUGUACAAAUAAAGAAUAUUAAAAAAACACAAAAACUUUAAUUCCAUUGUGGCAGCUGGGAAAUGAAUCCUCAACUUUAAAAGACCACUCCAACGUUAGAAGGAACUAUAUUUCUGUCGGAGGGAUUGUUUUGACAUUUAGAUUACCGGGCUCCCACAGUGUCCUACAAAAGAAGUAACCUCUAAUCCAGUGGGAACAGGAUCACCUUGCUGCAGCUCCACUUUGCUUACCUGGAGAUCAUCACUAGUGAAAAGCCACCAAUGUUUUUUCAUAGAAACCCCAUUUCAGCAUUAGGGGUUUGAAAUCUUUCUUUAAUACAAGUCACUUACACCUUCCUGCUUCAUCACUGAAGGCCAAUGUGCUGGCCGGGCAGUUCUAUCCAAUUACAAAGUUUGAUUAAUGUCACAUUGUGUUUAUGAGUAAUUCAGUUGCUUUUAAGCUUAUGUUAUUUGUUUUAUUUUUUCAGAAGACCACAAUUAAUUACUCAAAUACAGGUUGUGAAUGUGGUAACCAUAGUACACUUUGCACCAGAAUUACCUUUAGUAAAUAUCUGAAUUUGUUUGUUUGUCCUUUUUUGCAUUUCAAAUUAAAGCUAAAAUGAAGAAAGAGCACAAUAAGUUCAAUAUUGUUACAUCUCUAUAGUAAACAUGUCUUUAAAAAAUCAAAUGCAAAUCGUAUGUUCUCUUUCAGUAAAUAAAAUGUAGAUUUAUACCGCUAUACCAAUCUGAAAAUUUAUUUUAUUUUGCAAUUCAAAGAAGUACAGGGCAAUGAUCUUGCAUUGGAGAAAUUCCAGCAUUUUUCACCACGUCUGCAGUGUGACUACAUCCCUGAUGAAAUUGUACAAGUUCUGUCCUCUACUGCACUUCCAAUUGACAGAUCUGAUCAGGAUGGCGCCAAGAGACCUAAAGAUGCAAAGGUAUAUAUAAAACGCAAUGCUAUAAUAAUAAAAUCAGUUGAUGAUUUUGUUUUAUUUCUCUUUAUUCAGGACAUAUUAGAUUUUACAGGAUCAUGGAAGCCAUGACGUUUAUUUACAAUAUAAAACUUGUUCUGUUGUUUUGGUUUUAUACUAAUAAUAAAAAUCAAAUACCUUUUAGGCCUGAAGCCCUAUGAGUUUGUUGACCUAAAAUUCCCAUGAUCUCUAGCUAUUUGUAAAUUGACAGAUAAUUAUGGAGGUUGUAGGUUAAUAUCAUCUGUGGGUCUGCAGUUCAACUCCCCUGCUUUAUACACUAAACACCAAAUUGUUGUGCAUUAAAGGUAUACUAUAGUGCCAGGAAUACAAAGCUGUAUUCCUGGCACUAUCGCUCCCUGUGCCUCCACCCUCCCUCACACCCCUUCCCCCACCCCUCACAGGUCAAUAAAGGGUUACAAACCCUUUAUUUACUUACCUGAUCCUAGCGCCAAUGUCCCUCGGCGCUGGACCGACGCUCCGCUACCCUCCGACAUCCCAUGAUGAGUGGGCUCUAAUGCCCACGCGCAGUAAAUUUUGCGCUCAAGUUAGACCUCCCCAUCAAUGCCUUCAUAUGGGUAAAAAUCUGACCCAGGGUGUCCUCAUGCAGAGCGCUCUGCAUGAGGACAUCCAGCGCCAGAUACCAGACCAAAUGUCUGUUUCAAUUCAAAAAGCCCUCUAGUGGCUGCCUGGUUGACAGCCACUGUGGGCAGACUUAGAGCUGCAAUGUAAACAUUGUAGUUUCUCUGGAACAGCAAUGUUUAACAUUGCAGCACUAAGUGCAAUAGAGACACUGCACCCAGACCACUUCAACAAACUGUUGGCCCAUCCUGGUGGCCUGCAAUAACAAUGCUUUCCAGGACUGUAAUGGUAAACUGAAAUAUUUCCUAGUGGGCUUCAGGAUCUGAGGUUGGCCAGACUGACAGAUUAUAAAAGACUGCCAAUGGGCGGACUCACCUGACAAGCUUCCCUUUCUUGGAGGUUAAUGGCAGGUCAGCCAGGUGUCAAUACACACCAGACUGUCGGUCCAUCACUCAGGCCAGUCCACUGAGGGAAGAACAUACAGGUAGCACUGUUACAGUGCAUCUAAUGAUAUGCUCGUACCAUGAAUGUUGGAGACAGCGGGAACACCAGGGAACUAAGGCAGAACGAUGGGACAAAAUGCAAAAAUUGGGACUGUACUGCCAAAAUCUGGAUGGUCGGGAGGCAUGCAGUGGUCAUGACAUGCAUAAAGCAUUUGGUCUGUGAUUGGUGGCAGUGGAGUCGCAGGAAACAGUGUGUGUGCCUAUUGUGUAUGUUCAGUCAUGCUGAACAGGUCAUAUGUAUUGAGUUUGCAGGGUUAUGUUAUGUCACAACUCACAACUCUAAAAGUCUUCAUUUAUCAGAUCCACAUACUGUAUUGCUCCACAUAACUAGGACUAUCCACACAUAUCUGUCAGUUUUGUGCAAAGUAGGCCGUUCAUUUGUACUUGCCUCUCAGGCCAAAAGUUAUCAGCCCACCAUUGAUCCCUGACUGAUAGAGGGACUAAUAUGGGUUGUUGCUGCACAGGGAAGGGGAUAAAGUGACAUGGGCAAUGGAAAACUAUUCAGGUACUAUUAAACUACUUGGGUUUUUGUAUGAUUUCUUCUUUCUGUUGAGAGAUCACUUUGCAGUGUUAAAGGGACACUCUACUGCCCAAAUAAAAAAAAAUCACUGUUUAGUAGGUAUCCCCCCAUGAAAAUCAUAGUCAUUUAAUUAUGCAUUUUUUCAUCGGUGGUAUAUCUAAAAACAGCUUGCAAAAGCUGCAGUUCUCUUGUCUGUUGCCAUUGCAUUCUGUGGGAGUCCAGUGCCCGACUUCUCAAUGCAGCCUAAGGUAGGGGCUGUGAGAAAUCACCUGCCUCUUGAUUUUAGCUCCACUGAGCUGAACAAAAACAACCAGUUAUCUGACUGAAAGCCAUGGGGAUGUAACAAGGUUAAUUUAUAAAAGUAACAAUUUCUAUAGAAUCUGCACUUUUUGCAAAAUUUAAAAAGAGGAUAUACUCUUUACACAUACAGCACUUCAGCAAGCUAACAUGUUUUAGGGGUCCGGAGUGUCCCUUUAAAGACCAAUUGUCUUGUACACCCCAUCAUUUAAAGUGCUGCAUAUACUUAUGGAAAGGGAGGCAUUUGUGAUGUUUUAAGAAGCAUAUCAAUAGGUCAUUAGGAAGGUCAUUUUGGUAGUUAGUGUAUUUAUAACAAUUUGUUUCUUUCUCAGGUCUGCCUGCGUUCCACUGACCCGCUCUGGAGCCACCCAUCUCGCAGGACCAAGUUUAAGCACUUGAUAGACCAGCCCGUUUGUUCAACAGGAGCAGGCCGGUAAGCUGCAGGACACAUUGCUGAAACUGAAUUCCUGGAAUGCCACUGUGACUUGUGACUUGACUGUUCUGAUCUCCCACAUGGGAGUACUUUGUAAUUCAUUUCCAUUAUCAUAACAUGCAGACUGUCUGUUUAGUUGGUCUCCAGAUGAUCAGUCAUGUUGCUUAUUUUCUGGACUCAAAAGCUUUUUAUUUAAAUAGCUGAGACAUGGAAGAUAACAAUUCUUCAAGGAUUACAUGAGAUCACAGUUUCUUAAAAUUAUUUUAUAUCUAAUUUUUACCAUUUUUUUCUCCAGCUUCAAAGUAUAUACGCAACGCAAUGGAUCUUAUUAUACUGCUUUAUUUCUCUACAAGCAAUGUAACAAAGUGUAAUUAAAGGGACACUAUAGGGUCAGAAACACAUAUAUUCCUGACCCUAUAAUGUUAAAAACACCAUCUAGCCCCCUUGGCCCUUUGCCCCUCUAAAUAUAGUAAACUCUUACCUUUAUUCUAGUCUGCUGCCUCUGCCCCUCAUCUGCCUUCUUGGCUGACAUCAUCAGAAGUGAUGAUCCUUUAGGAAAGCAUUGGAUUGACUGAGCUUGUCCAGGAGGCAGAUAAAGGGCAUAGGCAGCACAAGCCAAACACAGCUCUGGCCAAUCAGCAUCUCCUCAUAGAGAUGCAUUGAAUCAAUGCAUUUCUAUGAUUAAAUUCAGUGUCUCCACGUAGAGGGUGGAGACAAUGAAUGGCAGUGCUGCACAAUGUUUUGCACUUUCCCAGGAAGCACCUCUAGCAGCCAUCUGAAGAGUGGCCACUGGAGGUAUAUCUAGGGUUUAAUGUAAACACUGCCUUUUCUCUGAAAAAAGAAGUGUUUACAGCAAAAAGCCUGAAGGUAAUGAUUAUACUCACCAGAGCAAAUACAAUAAGCUGUAGUUGUUCUGGUGACUAGUGUCCCUUUAAGAUUGUCUGGAGUUUCAGUUCUAAUCUACUUCUACCAAUGUAGUUUUAUUAAAGGGUUUAUUGCAUGCUGUAAAGAUUUAAUACAAAACCUAAAUUAACAUGAUUUAUUUUACAUUAUUAAAAAUAUUAUUUGUCAGAUGAACCACUAGAUUUUGUGGUGGUGGAGGCUCAUUGCUGGUGGUCCAGUGAAUGGGAAAAUGAGGAAUUCCGGGCUCAGUUUCCAGUGUCUUAGCUUUCUUGCAUUGUUUUUUUUUCUGAGUCUGUAUGCAGUGGGACAAGCAGAGACACUGAGUGCUUAACUGUCAUGCUCAUUUCAAUGCACUAGCUGGUAUUUCCGGAGAAUACUUCGGGGGCGGACUACAAUCAGACUCUAAUAGUAGGGAGGGGUGAAGCACUUACACAUGGAUCUUGGUGGGGAUGCAACCUCAUCCUCUUUUCCUAAUUUGUGAAUAUAAUCUCUAUAUUUUACCAAGGGAUCAUACUUGUUCAACCUACCUGCAUUAUCCUCCUUGAACUGACACAUGGUUACUGUUUUUCUGGUGUCUCCUUGACGGGGUCCCUACUUCCAGUUAUAUAUAUAUAAUGUAUUCUUUCUUUUUGUUUAUCUUGUUUAAGUGAAGUCGGUCAUCUCUAGGGUAUUCAGAAAUGUAACCCCGACACCAGUACUGCUGCUGACACACUGCAUAGUUUCCAAUAAAAAAAUGGAAUAGUGAAUAACCUUGUCAGAGUCUCUUGCAAUCAUCCUGGGGAAAAGUGUAUACUUCUAGCUUUUUCAGGAUAUGUUAUUGAUGCUUUUAGUAUGGCAGGUGGAGUGUUCACACAAUCUUUAAAGCUGGAGUCUCAAAGUAAUUUUACCUGGGGACCUCUAGCCAAGUUUACUUUACCAUAAGGGCCGCAGAUCCAUACUGUCAGAUUUGUGCCUAUACAUGCAAAUCAGUUCUCCAGUACACACAGACACAUAGCUACGCAUUCACACACACCACACACACACAACUACACACUCACAUACAUUGUUAAACAAGGCUGCUCAGCCUUGUCAUCCACAGCAAAUAAGAACAUGAUCGUAGCCCUGAUAAAGUCCAGGCCACCAGCAACCCAGGGCUUAGACAUACCUCUAUUCCAGGAUAGGUGGACUGGGUAUUUAGGGGGCUGGUUAUUUGUGAACUCUACUCUACAUCAUUAAUAUUUCUCUUCCAGGGACAUUUCAUUCCUCUGUGAUGCUUUACAUAUAAAAAAGAACAGCAAAGAAAGCAAAUCUGUGCAGCCAACAGACCGAAAAAACACAUCCCCUCGACCUACAGUGAGUGCCUGUUUCCUCUAUCUAAACUACCUCAACAAUAAUGAAUCAAUAUAUCUGUUAAACGGAAACUCCAGAUCCGAAAGCACUUUAGCUUGCUGUAAAGUUUUAUGAGUGAAGAGUGUGUCCUCUUUUUUUCCAUUUUGCAAAAAAUGCAGAUUUCUAUUGAAAUUGACAGUUUUAAAAAUGAACCUAGUUACACCCCCCUGACUUUCAUGCAGACAGCAGGUAAUGUUACUUCCUGGUUUGGUUAGCUAAAUUGAGCUAACCUCAAGAGGCAACAAUUGCUCAGAGCACCUGACUUUCAAAUACUUCUCAUUAAGCUGCAUUGGGACGUCUGUGAUUGGACAGCAACAGAAAGUCAGACUUUGAGGGCUAUAAAGUGUUUACUUUUCAAGCUUCCAAAGAGCUCACGUCUAAAUUCAUGCCUUGCAAUCUAUAUUUACGAAUUCUUCAUAGUGUAGCAGCCUUAUAGCGCCAAUAUUGUCAGACAUCAUUACACUAGAUUGCUUUGCUCGUUGCUGUAAUUACAUCGUUUUUUCCUAUGAUGUAAAAAGUAAAGCCAAAUAAGUCGAUAGGGCCUGAUGGAAUACAUCGAAAGUUAUUAAAAGAGAUUAGUGAUGUACUAGCAAAACCAUUAACAUAUUUAUUUAACCAAUCAUUAACAGGAGCAGUCCCAGAAAAUUAGAAAUUAGCGAAUGUUGUGCCCAUUCACAAGAAAGGUAGUAGGGAGGAGUCGGGCAACUAUAAGCCAGUAAGCCUUACUUCAGUAGUGGGGAAAGAAACCAUGUGAAAAGAUUGGAUUGUUGAACAUCUAACAUCACAUGGAUUUCAAUAUCAGAGACAACAUAGGUUUACUUCAGGGAGAUCAUGCCAAACUAAUCUUAAUGAUUUUUUUUUGAUUGGGUAACUAAAAUAAUAGAUCAGGGUGGUGCAGUACACAUUGCUUACCUAGAUUUAAAUAAGGCUUUUGACACUGUUGCACAUAGAAGACUUAUCAAUAAAAUGCAAUCUUUAAGUUUGGAUUCCAAUAUUGUUGAAUGGGUCAGGCAGUGGCAGUGGCUGAGUGACAGGCAACAGAGGGUUGCAGUCAAUGGAGUAUAUUCGAAGCAUGGUCUUGUCACCAGUGGGGUACCUCAGGGAUCUGUACUUGGACCCAUUCUCUUUAAUAUUUUUAUUAGUGGUAUUGCAGAAGGUCUUGAUGGUAAGGUAUGUCUUUUUGCUGAUGAUACAAAAAUAUGUAACAGGUUUGAUGUUCCAGAAGGGAUAAGCCAAAUGUCAAAUGAGUUAGGUAAACUAGAAAAAUGGUCAGAGCUGUGGCAACUGACAUUUAAUGUGGAUAAGUGCAAGAUAAUGGAUCUUGGACGUAAAAACCCAAAGGCAGAGUAUAUAAUAUUUGAUAGUCCUAAUCUCAACAUCUGAGGAAAGAGAUUUAGGGGUAAUCAUUUCAAACUUAAAGGUAGGCAGACAGUGUAACAGAGCAGCUGGAUAUGCUAGCAGAAUGCUUGGUUGUAUAGGGAGAGGUAUACCUCAUCCAAAUGUACCAGUUUCGGGAUUCUUUGUGGUCAAAGAUUAAGCGUACUGGCUCUAUGAAUGAUCACCGUGCAUAUAGACAAUGGCGAAAUAUAUGCACAAAACAAACAAAAUUGGCCAAGGCCCAAUAUUUGUGUGAAAAUCUGAACAAUAACAUCUCAAACCCUAGAAACUUUUGGAAAGUCAUAAAUAAACUACAAACUCCCCCAAUCCACUCCCAACCCUCCACUGUGAAAGUGGAUAACCAAACCCUGCAACUUCCCUUAGAUGUAGCAAAUGCCUUUAACAAUUAUUUUGUCGGAUGCUCUACUGCCCUGAUUGCCAAGCUAAUAAAUGACACGCAUCCUGAAACUACAAAUGUGGAUCAGGUCCCACUAAAUUUGCAAAGUCCCAAUAUAGACAAGUUAAUUUUUAGACCUGUACCUGUUAGUGUCAUUGAAAAACAUCUUAAUAAUCUAAAAAUGAAAAACCAGUCCAGCAAUGCUGUUGAAGCUCAGUGCGCCGGCAAUUGCUAAACCCAUCGCAACUCUAAUUAAUGAAACCUUGGUGUCUGGAUACAUACCCAAAUUUUGGAAGACUGCGAGAGUAGUGCUUAUCCAUAAAAGUGGUGACACUACUUUGGUUUCUAACUAUCGCCCAAUAUCAUUGCUCCCGGUAUUGUCAAAAAUCUUAGAAAAAUGUGUCCUUACGCAACGAUGUGAGUACUACCAACAAUCAAACUAUCUGACCCCUGAUCAAUCGGGCUUUCGUCAGAAUCACUUCACUACAACUGCCCUCUUAAAAGUUUGCAAUGACAUCCAAACUGGCAUUGAACAAGGAGACCAAACUGGAGCUAUUUUCCUUGAUUUUGCUAAGGCCUUUGACACAGUAGACCACGACAUUCUACUGCACAAACUCAAAAACUCAGGUAUUGGUAAUCGAUCGCUAAACUGGUUUCGAUCGUAUGUAUCGGAUCGCUCGCAAUAUGUGUCCAUUUCUGACAGCGACUCCGUCCCCCUCCCAGUCACGUGUGGUGUUCCCCAAGGUACCAUUCUCGGUCCCCUACUAUUUACAUUAUUUAUAAAUGAUCUGCCUAAUGUCUGCAAAUCCUCAAAUGUACACAUGUACGCAGAUGACACGGUAAUUUAUGUGAGCAAUUCCGAUCUACCUCAGCUUAAGGCUGUGCUCCAAGACCAGUUUACAGAGGUAGAAAAGUGGAUUGCAAAAAACAAAAUCUUCCUGAACACUGUCAUAGCUGUCACAAUGAUCUUUGGAACAGUACCUAAAUUACACAAAUUACACAAUUCCCACCUAUCCAUCAAAACAAAUUCAAAUGGCACACUGACCACAGUGCACUCUUUCAAAUACUUGGGUAUGAUGUUAGACCCCAAUCUAUCUUUUGGCCUGCACAUAGAAAAGCUUGCAUCUAAACUUUAUCCAAAACUAAAUGCCCUAUACAGAAACAAAUCCUGCCUAAGCCCUACAGUAAAGGAAAAGAUUGUACUGCAAAUGCUGAUGCCAAUCAUUGAUUAUGGGGAUGUAGUAUAUGCAUCUGCAUCGCAAUCCCACAUUAAUAAACUCAACACAUUGUAUAACUCGUUCUGCCGAUUUGUGCUACAAUGUAAUUACAGGACUCACUAUUGUGACAUGCUAAAAGAACUAAACUGGCUGUUGCUGGAAUCCAGACACACCCUUCAUCUUUCCAGCCUUGUGUUUAAGAGCUUUUCUGGGAAACUCCCACCCUACCUGAACACAAUGCUUUCCUCAGCUGUUCCCACUUCCUAUAACCUCCGAUCCAGUACCAACACUUUACUCAAUACAAAAUGAAAGCAGCUCGAUCCUCCUUCUCCUACAUCACCACAAUUGUGGAACGACCUCCCGCACAAUUUAAAAUCUUCCCUAAGCCUAAAGUCCUUUAAGAGAUCCCUCUCUACAUACCUCAAAACAGAAUGCACCUGUCAUGGUUGAUUAUAUAUUUCCUGCCUGUUCUAUGUUAAAUUUUGUAUUUAUUAUGUAUUAAUAUUGUUUUUAUAUUUUAUUGUACCCUAAUUGUAACAGUGCAAUGAUUUGUGGACCCAGGACAUACUUGAAAACGAGAGAAAUCUCAAUGUAUAUUUCCUGGUAAAAUAUUUUAUAAAUAAAUAAUUAGCAGUAGAAAGAGGAAAGUACUCAUGCCAUUGUACAGAACAGGUGAGCAGAGCAGGGCCGGACUGGCCCACUGGGAUACCGGAAAGUUUCCUGGUGGGCCGCUGCACCUGGGACCGGGCACAUAGCCCUAAUCAUCAAGCACAUGUCAUUUAAAUGAUUUUCCCCUCGGACUGUGCCAGUCUGUAUCAGUCCGAGGGGAGUAAUAAUGGAGGAGCUGGGGGCUGCUGCGGCCGCAAUUACUCUGCCGACGGGAGACCUGUCAGUCUCCCUGCACAGUGUACAGCAUUUACGGCCUCAAAUCCCACCCCCGCAUUUAAGCCCUGCCUCCUGAACACAAGCCCCUCCUCAAGACAGAAGCCGCUGACCUCGCUGGAAUGAAGAGGCCAGACAUUGACACCUUCACCUACUAAUGCCAGGUAAACUUUGUGUGUGUGCUAGUGAGUGAGCUUCUGUGUGUGUGUGGGUGCAUCUGCUAUUGAGUGAGCUUCUGUGUGUUUGUGCAUCUGCUAGUGAGGGAGUUUGUGUGUGUGCAUCUGCUAGUGAGGGGGUUUGUGUGUGUAUACCUCCUAGUGAGUGAGCUUGUGUGUGUAUGUGCCUUCUAGUGAGUGAGCUUGUGUGUGCAGUCACUUCCUCCCAGCUGUGAUGUCAUCACAGGGGUCCUGUCGCGUUGUUAAAGCGCUGCAGCGCUGACCGGGGCCCCCUGGAAAUUCAUCUCGGGUGGCCCUAACAGGAUGGGCCCUUGAAUGUGCGGCCCUGGGCUGCAACAUAUGGCUGCAACCCCUGCGACCGUAGUAUGUAUGCCACUGUGUGGACUCCUAUCAGUUUUGGGUAGGUGACUCAUAAGAGUUACAGUCCAGAUUAUCUGGUAGGCAGGUAAUCGCUAACCCUAAUUGCUUCUAGUGGUACAGACCCCCAAAACCUUACCUGAAGCCUUCCUUUUAGUAGCAUUGUUUUUAAUGUCGCACAGACGGUAGACCUCUGAUGCUCACCUUCAAGACCUCUGUAGGGUGCACUGUUCCUAUGCCUUGCCUUUUGUGUCACUAUACCCCACUCCCUCUACCAUGUAAGCUCGUUGAGCAGGGCCCUCAACCCCUGUUUUUCCUGUGUGUCUAACUCAUCUGGUUACAAUUACAUGUCUGUUAGUCUUCCCAUUGUACAGCGCUACAGAAUUUCUUGGCCCUUUAUAAAUAAUAAUAAUAAUAAUGCCUUGGCAUUGUUAUAAAUGCAGUGAAAUUACUGUGUCGCUAUAAGCAACAUCGAAAUUUAAAUCUUGCCAUUUAGAUGAGCUAUAUAGGCACUUUUUUAAACCUACAGGCUCACACUAUAGCACAUUUAGCAUGGUAUAACACAGGUAUGAGUUACAAGUACAUAUAUUUCCCAUAUGUUCCUUUGUGUUUCCAUAUUCCUUUGUGGUAGUGUGACUUAUGGGAUGUUUCCCCUCCUCUGGGAUUGGUCUCCAGACAUGCACUCCCCCCCCCAAUCAAUUUAUAAACCUAAACCCUUGGUAAUGUUCACAAUGUCGGCCUGUCCUCCAUGAAGGCAGGAGGUAGUACUUGUCAGAUUUUUUCAUAUUUCCAGUGUGACCUUCCUGCUCAGAGGUCAAUAGGAGAGAUGCAAUAUGCAUCUUGGGCAGUUGCGACCUCUAUCACUAGUAUGGCAGUAGUCUCCUUCAGGGGCUGCAGCUAUCCUCAGGGAAGGUCCUUCUCCUCAACCCUGCUUCCUGUGGAAUUGGCCUGGUUGAGCUACAGCUUUGGAAUGAACUUCCCCUACAAUUUGCCUUUCAUUUUCAGAGAAAAGAAGAACACCUCCAAUUCAAGACCUUAUGAACUUAUGAAAGUUCUGAUUGUCAACACAUCUAUUCUUAGAAGAAAAGACAUAGCUGUUGUCACUGAACCCGGUUCCAUCAUGGACAAAAAUGACUAUUGCCAUUGUGGGAGCCGAUAUGGGUCUCUGGACGCAUAUUCUUCCUCCCAGUCAGAAAUAGGAACAUCUGGGGAUCACCAAGACCCUCCUUGCCCAUCGAGUGCCUAUUCAGGAGAUCCCCUAAAGUGUUCUGGAACUCUUCACUGUAUCGGAACUCUGCCACGAUCUGGUGAAACUUUGAUCAGGUAUCGGUUGGUCCACCAACCAUCAAUCACUGCGCUAUUUGGAUGAGUUGUUGGGAAGGUAAUGAUGCAAGUAAUUACUUACUUGGGCGACUGGUUAAAAUAAGCAUCUUCCACAAAAUGUCUAAAAAAAAAAAAUGUAAAAAAUUCUAUUGCUGGCCCAGGGCCGAUUUGAGCUUAGCACCUUAGUGAGACAACAUUUAGACCACAGGACACUGAUAAACCAGGGAUCGUUGGUGGGAGCGAGUUGUGUCGCAUGUACCAACUGCUGGAGAGGACACAGACUCCUCCUUAAAUGCAGAUGACGGGGGCAGAGCUUAGCUGUUGACCUGAAUGGCUGCGUCUUCCCUGAGCUCUGUGAAGGACACCCUAACAAAGCUGUUUCUAAGAGAGAAAAACCUGCAAAACCAAAGAAAGAAAGUACUUGGGGAAAAAUAAAAACCCAAAAUAGGAUAAGGGUCUGCCAACCCAGGAUAUCAGCGAAUUGUUCCGCAACUCCCAGAGGGCCACAUGGGACAACAUGGUGCACCUCGAUGAGGGAUCCUCGUGCUCCUCAGAAAAUUUCCUGGAUUUGGGAGAGGUGAUUCCCCACAGAAUGCAGACGGGACCCCGGCUUCCUCCGACGGAGGAUAGAGAACCAGUUACCACAUCCCUACUAAAGACGAUGUUGGCAGAGCUCCGAGCUAACAAAGCAAUCGAUACGGCCCAAUUCCAGAAAGCGGUUGAUUGUGCGCAUGCACAGAUUGCUGUCCUGGAGGCCUUCCACAGCAAACAGAACACUAUACUUGCCGAGAUGGGGGAGCUGUACCGGCAGCAGAAAACUACGGAGGACAGGGUGGAUGCCCUGGAAGACCAGUGGAGGCGAUAUAACCUCAAGAUUAGGGGAGUACCGGAGGCCUUGAGCCACAUGGAUUUACCGCACUUUAUCAGAAGACCCUGCUUCCUAAACAGGCCAGGGCUAUAAAAUUGGACGUCAUGUUCUGUCUCUCUAAGCCGGGGAUUGCGCCACCGAUGGCCACACAGGAUGUAAUAAUUAGAUUCCAGUCUCUACAGGACCAGGCCUUACUUAUGUCAGCCAUAAUGGAGAAGAGCCCAUUGCUGUUUUAGGUUGCUACCCUGCAAUUGUUCCUGGACUAAACCAGGAAUACCCUAGCCUGGCGACUAUCAUUGCGCCUCCUGCUCCAGCUCUUUCGAGCAUAAAAAAUCCCCUCCAGGCUCGGCUGCAAGCUGUGUAGGGGCUGCUGGAGGAACUCUCCAAGAGAUCCAGAAUAUUUAAUGUGUGGGUCAGAGGCUUACCCGAGGCAUCAAGUGAGGCGAGUCUUUCCAGGCUGCUGAUCCAAAUUUUCCGGCCCUUGUUACAUGACAUCACGGAAGACAAGUGGGCCGUGGAGAGCGCUCACCGGGCGCUGAGGGCGAGGGGAGCCCUGGGCAGUCUUCCCCCUGUGACGUUAUCGCCUGCUUUCAUUAUUGCUCCACGGCCAAGUUGGGACGCUGGCUUUGUCCACGGCCCCUGGUUUGACGUAACCCCUGGCAGAUUUCUAAACCUCAGAGCAUAGGGAAAUGGAGACGCAGGACAGCGAAAACAACAGGGAAGUUUUCUAGACCUCGUACAACACAUUAAUAUAAAGCAACCUUGAAUAGAAUAAAGCUGUGCAGUUUGGGCCCCGUUCAUUGUCGAGCCACCUCUCAUCUCUGCAAUGCAAAUGACCCUCAUUAUGUGGUCGGUUCAGGUUACCUGAGCCAGCUGAGUGUCUACACAUGGAACAGUCUCUGGCACCUUCUCUGCUUCUAUCCCUGGACGCGGAGAAGGCGUUCGACAGGAUUGAGUGGCCGUACCUGUUUUCUCUCUUGGAGCAUUAGGGUAUUUCUGCCUUGUUUGUAAAUGCCGUGCGGAUCUUCUAUACGGGCACAGGUGGUGCUACCGGGUGACGGCAGUGACACCUUUCACAUAGGUAAUGGUACCAGACAGGGGUGCCCCCUAUCUCCCUCUUGUUCACCUUGGUGUUGAAACCAUUUUUGCAGCGAAUAAGAGAGGCCCUUGAGGGUUGGGGGAGAAGAAUAUAAGGUAGGGGCCUGUCCCGAAGAUGUUAUACCGACGGUUUCGGACCCGCUCGAGUCUUUGCCAUCUCUGUCCGACCUGAUAGGGGAAUAUAGCCAAGUAUCUGGCUAUAAGGUCAAUUUGACCAAAUCAAGCGCCUUGUCUAUGCACUUGUCAGCCACCAAUGCAUAGACAGUUAGAUCCACAAUACACUUAAGCCUGACUCAAUUAAGUACCUGGGCAUCAUGGUCACGAAGAGUUGUCGGACCCUCCAUAAAGUCAAACCCUGUUUCACACUAUCAAGAGAGACCUGGGGAUCCAGACCGAUCUCAUGGAUAGGCCGCAUCCAUAGCAGUAAAAUGAAUGUGCUUCCGAGACUCCUUUUUCUGUUUUAAGUGCUUCCCAUACCGCUAACCAAAGCAGAACUAGAUACGAUGCAUUUAUACAUAGAUUCCUUCAUAUGGGAUAACAAAAGACACAGAUUGGCUUGGAAUAUUCUAUACAGGCCAAAAACGAGAGGGGGACUGGAACUGCCAAAUCUCCUACUGUAUUAUUAUGCAGCCCAACUUGUGGCAUGCAGAUCCAGGGGAGAGACGGUGGGUGGAUCCCGAGCAGAUUAUGGGUUCAGAUCUAUCCAUGUUCUAUAUGUGACUCGACAAGUCCCAACGUGCACUCUUGAGAACCAAAUGCCUGGGCAUAGUUACAUCCCUAUCCAUAUGGGACAAGCUCCAGCUCCAACGCCUCCCCCCUGACCCCGUUAUUGGGGAACAGAAACUGUCCCCAGGAAUGACCCCUCAGGGUUUUGGGAACUUGGAAGACGUGGGUCUGUAGAAGUAUAUUGACUUAUGGGAUGGGGAUAAGCUAGUGACUUUUAACACACUGAAACAGAGGGCCAGACUUAGCAAUCACUACUACUUCUGCUAUAUCCAAAUUAGAGACUUUGCCCACCAGGAGGAGGUCACUGGGUCAAGGGCAAUACACCCACUGUCUUUGAGACUCUGUGCCAUCAGGGAAGGUAUAGGAGGGGGCUCUUUACAGACAUUUACACCGACAUAUGCUCGACUGCUUAGACCUGGGAAGGGAGAUUGAGGGAGAUGAGUGGCAGGAUAUGUGGGAGGCAGCAGCAAAGGUCUCAGUGUGUGCUCUCGCAAGAACAAAUGUAUCCUCUUCAGAUUGCACACCACCCCGGUGCAGUUGUGUAGGAUGGGCGCUUGACCCAUUGAUGCUUGCGGAUGUGCGAAAUGAGGGGAACUUAUCCCCAUAUGUGGUGGUUUUGCCCUGUCCUGAUGCAGUUCUGGGGGGACAACAGAUCUUUACUUAGGGAGGUCUUCCACAAGCCGUUCGAGCUGGACCCCUGGCUAUUCCUACUAUCGAAACCCCAGGAAGGCAUGACCUACCAUGAACAGAAAUUAUGUAAUGGCAGCAAGUCGAGUUUUAGCAGCUCACUGGCUGCAAACGUCCCCUCCAUCUCUUGGAGAGAGUAGGACCAAGAUAGAAGACACUCACUUAAUGGACUAAUUAAGUGCAACAAUACAUAACACCCUUUCCUCGUUUAAUAAGAUAUGGGAACUGUGGCAUGCCUAUAAAGAUAACUUAUAAUUUGUCUUUUCUGCAAGGGACCACGCUACAAAGAGAUCUUGUGGGGGGCAUUACGACCAUUGGAGGUCCGCACAGCCAGUUGACCGACAUAAGGGGGACGUUAUUAGCUUCGGGUGCUCUUGAGAGUAGAGAAGAGUGGGAAUGGGGGAGGCAGGAGAGUGGAGUAAUAAUGCCCUUUUGCCCAGUAAACAGAAUCCCGAACCCCACUGGCUGGUAAUUAGUUGACUGGGACAGUUUUGUGCUGCUGUAAAAAGGAAUUCCUUGCAAACGUUUGCAAAACAUUACAAACUUGACAUUCUUGACUCUGAAGAUGCCAACUAUGGGCACAAGUUCCUUCAGGCAGUAGUUGAUUAAUACUUGCUUCAGCUUGUUACAUCCUGUCAUUCAUUUUAGUAUACACUAUAAACCCAUAAAACCAUUAAUGAAGCCACCAAACAGGGCAGUAUGGAGCAAUCAAAAAAUAAAAAAGUAGGUUGAAAGCCAUAUAAAAAUAGAGAAGGGGUAAGAGACCUCCAUCAAAAAUGUGACUAGUUAGAAAGGGAGUCAGAAAAAAAGGGGAGAAUGGAUUUAUAGAGCUGAAAGAGAGGGCAGUCUUAUGGCCACACAAAAUACUGUUAUGAGACCGCAAACAAUGGGCAGAAGGUAGUACUGGAGAAAAGAUACAAAAGAAGGUAAGUCGGGGACAGCAAGAAGGAGAAGGGUAAUUGAGAGGACUUGUGCCCCUGGGUCCCAGAGUGCUGUCACUCUAUCUGUGUUAAGUAGAUUGUCUCAUUAGGAAAGUUUUCUAUGGUAAAUAACUCAUUGCGGGACAUGAAUUAAUAUAUUUUUCCAACCAGUUGGGACUCAAAAAAGGAUAAUGCAGACUGAGCUUUUGAUCCCAAUCCAGGCGUUAAGAACCACUGGUCUACAAUUUAAUAAUUCCUCCGCUUAGAAUAUUGUAUAACCAUAACAUUGUACAAGAUAUAGUACUUUUUUUUUUUUUUUAUUCAUCUGCGCUACAGAUGUUUUUUGUAAUCCAGAGUAAUUAUCUCCACAGGGAGUGAGCAUGGAAGACAGUCUUAUCCCAGAGGAAUUCUAUAUUGUUAAGAACAAAGGUGUCCUAGGAUUGGAGUACUAUGAAGAGUAAGUAUAGACUUUUAGUUAACUGUUCACAUAAUUUUAAGGUGAAACCUAUUUCGCAAGUCAGGCAUAAAUGAAUCAUGAUUAAUACAUUUGUGUUUUCAAACCAUUUUAAGUAUGUGGUUCCAAGUAAAGAGAAUUCAUUUCAUGGAAGGAUUAUGUGUUUGCUAGGAAGGUAUGUGCAUGUGGCCAUAUUGUAGCUACAUCACUCAGUGAGGAUAGAAUGGGCAAUAUAUUGCUCACUCUAAUCUAUAAUGUAUGCAAAAGAAUAUUAGAUAAAGUGGACUAGGUAUCUGCAGUACCUGAAAAAUAUUUUGACAAUUCACCACCCAGUGCUGCCAAAUAGCCAAAAAUACUGUUUUGCUACUCCCAGUCGUACAAAGAGCUUAGAGCAGGCUUCCCCAAACUCCGGCCCUCCAGAUGUUGCUGAACUACAACCCCCAUGAUUUUCAGCCUAUCUAUUUCAUUCAUAGAAUCAUGGGAGUUGUAGUUCAAAAACAUCUGGAGGGCGGAGUUUGUGAAAGCCUGGCUUAGAGCAUAGUAUAAAGAAAAGACACAUGUGCAAGGGGUUACUGCCAUGGUGUUACGUCCACCUUAACAUGUAAUGAAUGCAGAGAAAACAAAUGUAGUACAAACAUUUUGGGCAAAAGCACUUUUUCAAAUAUAUAACAAAUAAUAAACAUGCAAUCCUGACUUUCUUACAUGAGAAUUGCCAUUAUAGUUUUUUCUCAUUCUCCCAUUUAGUUUCAAAUAGUAGCAUUUAUUUUUUUCUCUAACCAAAACUGUUCAUCUGUGAUAUUUUAGUCAUAUGUUACAUAGUACUAUUUAACUCUAUUUUAAUUUUGAUUCUGGUACUAGUAAUGUGGGGUUGAUGAAAAACUAUCAAGUUCAUCCUUCUACCCUUUAUCUACGGGUGAUUCAAAAUAUAAAAAUCAGAUCUUGGAGUACUUUUCAAUAGUACAACGAAGCCGAAAAUCUUUAUUGACUACUAAAAAGCCAUAACAUUUCUCUUUGGAGACACAAAUUCUUAAUAAUGUCAACAUUAAUUAUUAGAGCUCUAAAUGUUCUACUUAACCAAAAAAAACAACAACGGAAUCCAAUAAAACAACCUCUCUAGGGAGAAACUUCCAUAUUUUACAGUGAAUAACCAUUUCCAUUGUUCUAGGUAAUGUUCCUUUCCUUGAGGUGCAGUGAAUUUCAUCUGUCCUGUUUACAGUUCUGUUAAUGUGUGUUUCUGUACACCCUAAGGAACACCUUUACUCUUAAAUCAUUUUUUUUGUUCUCCCUAUCCAGCAAGUAUACAACCCUUUUAGAAGAUGACGAAAAAAGAUUGCGAGUGUUCCCAUCCAUGUAAGUUUAAACUAAUUUUGCAUAACAUGUUCAAUUGAUAGCAACUGGCCUUAUUUUAGUUUCAAAUUGUUAUAUAUUGUUUAGUUUCACUUUACAGAGAAGGAUUAAGGUCCCACAGUGUCCUUAGCAAGUUUCUAGUUUGGGUCCCACUUAACUCUUAGUAUAGGGAUGAUGAAUGGAGACAAGCUGGACCAAGUAUCUUCAUUGUGUCUAGGCCUGUCUAACCCCUGGGCCCUAAGUGGUCUCUUAGGUUGUGUUGUGCUUAAUUCUGCCAUGCAUUGAACAGGAAACCCAGUGGAAGGUUAGAGGUUCUUCAACUAAUGAAGGUGAUGGACAGCAUGCUGAAAGAAGCAGGAGUAGAUGAAGAAGACCUGAAGAUGGACGGACCGACUCAGGUGAGAUUGUAAUACUGGAACUUAGGGGAUGACCUGGUUGACUAAACUAUGUACAGUAAAUGACACUGUUACACAAAACUUAGAAUGGCUCAAAAAUAUUAACAAUAAUGUUUCCUCCUAUUACAUUGUUGAUUUAACUAGGUAAAGGAAUAUGUUUUAAUCUAUGUUUAGAUACACAAUUUACUAGAAUUACUGAAGACCGAGCAAAAUAUAUACAACAUUGUGUUUCACGAGCUCAUCCGUCAAGUCAGUGUGGAGUGUGCGGAGAGAGGGCAGCUGCUUGCUAAGAUCAGGUUUGUACUGUCAUAAGAAGAUCAAAGAUGUAAUCUCUGUAUGCUCAACAUGAAAAGCAUCCUACAAAUGGAUGGCAACAACUAUGUGAAUCAUAUUAAUAGUUUUACAAUAUGUACAGUAGAGUCAUAUCACAUAUGCUUGUCAAGUAUGUCCCUUUUGCUAAUGCAAAAAAUAUUUUUGCUCCUGUAACUUUCCAUGCUUCGUUCAAGACACUCUCAGUUUCAUGUUAUCCAAUAAAGUGAAAAUUGAUGGGAAUUCAAAGGGAUUUUUUUAAUUUAAGGCCAAAAUAGCCAUACUGAAUACAGAAUCGACUUGGAGAAUUUUUGUAAUUCAGCUAUAUUGGCCUAAAUUUUUAAAUUCACUUUGAAUUCCUGGCAAGUCUCACUUCAGUGAAUAGCCCUGCUCUCACAAUUCCACUUUUUUUGGGUGAUAACAUAGAUUACUCUAUCAGAUCCUUUCGCAUUCAAAAACUUCUCACUGAGCUGAAUACCUGCUUCUAACCUUGUCAUUUAUUAAAUAAUCACUCCAGUUUGCUGAAGUGCUUUAUUGCACUAAAAUCUGUCAUUUGUCAACACCACCAGACAGCCACUAGAGGCAUUUCCUGCAGUUUCAUGGAGUUUGACUCCGUGAAACAAUGCUGGACAUCCUCACUCUUUGCAUUAAGGACAUCCAGGGUGUUAAAAAACACCAUAGGAAAGCAUUAAGUCAAUACUUCUUAUGGGGAAGGCGGCUAAGAAGCCUGACCCAGCAGCUAAGGACAUAGGAGCUGGAAGAGGUGAGUGAAAAAAAGUAUUUUUUUUAAUGCUUUACAGAGGGGGUGGAGGCUUCCUAUAGUACUAUAGUAUUAGGAAUAGAGGAAUACAUUUUUGUGUUUAUAGUGUUUUCUUUAAUUUAUGUGUGUGUGUAAUUCUAUUUUAUUUCAUAAAAUUAUACAGCUCUAACCUCACACUAUGGAAGUUGAACAAUCCAAGUUUCAGAAUGAUUUAUAUGUAUAUUUUUUGUUAUAGGCAAAGAUAUGCCAUGUUGCUGAAUAAAAUUCCACAACAGGUGAUGAGUUUGCACGAAGACCUUUUAGCUCAGCGUGCACUAGACCGAUGCCUGACAGAUGAAAUUCUUCAUUUCAAGAACUCCAUUGGGGAACUUACCAAGUUAGUAUUGAGCUUAACAAACUGAAGUUAUAUAACAAAUCAAAUGAACCAUGCAGUGGACACAGAUUUAAAGGGACACUAUAGUCACCAAAAACAACUUUAGCGAAAUUAAGCAGUUUUGGUGUAUACAUCAUGCCUCUGAAGUCUCCCUGCACAAUUCUCUGCCAUUUGGGUGUUAAAUCACUUUUGUUUCUGUUAAUGCAGCCCUAGCUGUGACUGACACAGCCUGCAUGAAAACAAAAUGGCAAUUUUAAGUAAGUAGUAACUUACUUUAAAAGUUUUAUCUCCUGCUCUGUAAAUUGAACUUUAAUUGCAUACAGGGGGCUCAUGCAAGGCCCAACAAGCUAUUAACAGAGCAGGAGAUAAGACAUGGACUUACAAAGCCACUAUAAAUACAAAAUUUUUAAAUUAUUAGACUAAAUUGGUAAAUGGACGCAGAAUACAUUGGCUGUGUGUAAAUGCAAAUGAUAAUUAGCUUUGUAAUAUAAGCUUGGUGUUUUUACUCUCCAGCCUUCCAUCCCUCAGCCCUAAAACAUAGAGAAUGUAAUAUAUCACAGGGUUAUUCACUAAAGUGAGAAUUUAAGGUGGGAAUCAUUGGUAGAGGUUUUGGCAAUUAUAUUAGGGAUAUUAUACUGGUACCUCCAUCAGAUUAGACCAGCCACCUCACCAUGAUACUUACUUUGUUCUAUUUUAUUUUUCUUUGUCUUAUUAUUAGCCAUGUGUCACUGAGGGUGUUUGAAAGCAAGACUCUCCUUUUUUUAUUUGGAAGUCCCUCAGGGGGCAUGUGGGAGAAAGUUUGAGCCUAAGAUUUUUGUUAAGGGAUGCCCUCAGAGGCACGAUAGGGCACUAACUGGUUAGGAUUGGUGGACUUGCACCGGGCUCUCCCAUUCCCACUAAUAGAUACACAGAUCCCUACCUUUACAUUCAUUUCCAUUUCUCUUUGUUUUGCUUUCCACCCUUAGCUAUAGUGUUUAUCUCUUAUACCUGCAUACAAAUAUUGUGAAUCAGUAUGCAAGCUUUAUUUUGACAAUUAUUAUAAUAACUUUUUGAACAUCCCUGUUUUGGGUAUUUUAAAUAAUCUAUUAAAAGUGAAGUUUUAAACUUCUACAAAGGGUUGCUCUCCCCCUUUCUUUAGAGGGAAGACUUGAGAAGUGUGGACAAUUUAUCUUCUCCUAGUCUCCCCUAUAGUUCUCUUAUUAUUUCUGAGAAUUUAAGGUGAAAACUAAAUAAAUUUAAAAUUUAAUGUGAGAGUUAGUACUCUUGAAUUUCACUUUGACUUCACUUUAAAGGGAUUUUAUAGUGCCAGGAAAACAAACCUGUUUUCCUGGCACUGUAGGAUCCUACAGUGCCCCCCUCCUGCACGGCUGAAGGGGUUAAAGCCCCUUCAGUCACUUACCUGAAUUAAGCGCCGAUGUCCCUCGACGUUGGGUCAGGCUCCGCCCACGCUCCUCCCACACCAAUGUCAGCCGGCAGGGUAGACCUAGUGCGCAUGCGAGGCGAUGGCCGCGCUCGCAUUAGUAUCUCCCCAUAGGAAAGCAUUAUUUAAUUCUUUCCUAUGGGGAAAAAAAUUGAUGCUGAAGGUCCUCAUGCAUAGCGUGAGGACGUCCAAGGUCAGAUAACGGACCAAAGGUCCGUUUGCAUUCCGGAAGUCCCUCUAGUGGCGGUCUGGUAGACAGCCACUAGAGGAGGAGUAAAUCUUGUUCUCAGAAACUGCAAUAAUUACCACUGUAGGGUUAAGGGACAUGGGACAUUGCACCCAGACUACUUCAAUGAGCUGAAGUGGUCUGGGGGCCUACAGUGUCCCUUUAAAUUCUGACUUUAGUAAAUAACCCUGUCACUGUUCAGAAACCAGCAGAUAGUAUAAUUUGAAUUUUAUCAUCCAUCAAAUCAUUUCAGUAAAUCACCAGUGUUUGAAAAUAUCUCUAAGACAUUAAUAAUUACAAAUAUUCUUGAGGUUGCUGAAGCUUUCCAUGGGCUCUCAGGUGCAAUGUGUAAUCAACAGCAUGCGUUUCAUCUCAAGCAAUCUUUCAUGCUGCAUCAUUUUCUUUUUAUUAUUGCAAGGGGUUCCAGAUGCAGCAAUUUAUUUUGGCUGAAAUAGUUUUCACUUGCAACAGCUGGUAUGCAGUAUCAGUUUGGUUGCCCUUGCCGAACAUAGAUCACUUUUAGGAUUCUCAGCACAUUAGGGAAAGUUAGAUUCUCAGAACCCCUGUAUGUGUGUAUGCUCUACAGAAUGUGCAGUGGAACAGCAGAGACUCCCUUUGAGGUAUUUCUUGUUGGUUCCAUUAAAGUCCCCACCCAGAAUCAGGCAGCCCUCCAUGAAUUGCACUAGCAACUUAAGCACUUUUUUGAGGGCUAUAUCCUGACUCUGACUGGGAAGAUGUAUGUUUGCCAACAUAUAUAGGUUAUAUACAAUCAUGCCAUUCACAAAAAUAUAUUGACCCUCCAGAGUUGCCAGAACUAGAGAGAUUUGUGAAGUAGGAUAGCCAUGCCCGUAUACUUCCCUACAGGAUUAUUACUGUGUUUGACAUGGUGAUUGUUCAGUAUGGGGGAAUGUCCCUCUUUAAAGUUCUAUUCCCGAAUGUAGACAAUGUGAGCCCUAUGCUUAUAAAACUUCCUAAGGACAUGAGAUCUUUUUUGGGGGGGCGUUAAGACCUUUUGCAUUGACAGACAAAAGAAUGAGGGGAGCUCAUACAAAUGUCCGCGAAGGUGGCAUAUUGGCUGUCUGUACAGAGGCAGCUGGGAAGGAGUACCCAGACAGACACCAAUAUAUGGGAUCUAUCCGGUUAAUCCAAAUGCUAGUCGUAUAGCCUGAGACUGGGAUGUCUCUGUAUCUAAAAUAGUGCCGUUCAGUGAGGCAAUAAAAAUGAAAAUGUAAGAACACUAAACAGAUAGUAUUUACAUAAAUCAUGUACCUCGAAGAUGGGGAGCCUGGCAAGUAUUAGCCCUACAACUGCACCAGGUGGAUGCCAGUGGUCUGUCUCCAAACUGUAGCACCCAAUCCUUAGAGGGAGGGUGGAAGCGGGAGGAGGCGUGGGCACGCAGGCUGAAAACUAGCUACUAAAAGCCAAAUAGAAAAACACGAUACUAUGACAAUUAAAAAUGCACAAAGGCAGAGGAGGGUGGUAGGAGCACACCAAGGAAAGGCUCAGAAGCAAAGAGAAAAAAACUAAAUAUAUAUAUAUAUAUAUAUAUAUAUAUAUAUAUAUAUAUAUAUAUACACACACACACUUUGGCACACAAGCCGCCCCUCAGGUGUCCCCCGCCACCCCAACCCAGCACAAAGAGCUAAACACUUGAGGAAACUUGGAGGUCACAUGGGUUCAAUAUAUAACCUGUGAUAUGCAACAUAAAUACACAACCAAAAUAUACAUCAGGUCAGCAUUAGCAGUCAUAUGAUCAGAGCUAGGCAUAUCAAGAGGUGAUUAACAUAAAGAAAAGUGAGAAGCUCAGAUACCAUAAAAGAGUAAGAAACAAUAAAAAGGAAAAAAAACUGUUGUCCACUAGAGCUUUCCAGGAGGGGGUCACCCAAAUGUGUAUCAUUGGGGACCAGUGUGAGUCCCGCAGAAGGACAGCUGGAUACCAAAUAUUUUAUUAUGAAUAAUAUCACCAACUAUGAAAACAGAAUUUUGUUCCGUUUAAAGUAUAUUAAAUGUUUUUUUGGCUAAAAAUUGUAUUCCUAUGCAGUAAAACUCCUUCUGCAUAAGACUACAAGACCGUACACAGUAACAAUAAUAAGUAAAUAAUACAUUGGAAAACAGAAAAUAAUCCUGCAUUUUGCUUUUUUAAGAAUCUGUACAGGUAGAUGUGAAAAAUAGCCUGUAUUUUUAAAUAUUUAUAAAGUAAUGAUUUCCAUGUUGUUGUUCUUCAUGUACACUGUACAAAAUUGUACCAAAAAAAUAUUUUGUAUUUUAUAAGAUCUAUUUUUUCUCAAUAUUUGGAUUUUUUUUUUUUUGCAAAUUUAAGUUAUUUGCUAAAUGUAUGUGAUUUUUUUUUCAACCCAUCCCUCCAUGAUUUGGUAGGACAACUCUUAGAAAAAGUACUGACUAUGGUGUUUAAAUUAAAGUUCAAAGUGAGUACAAAAGCCUUAAACCUUAAAAAAAGCUUCAGUAUAUGGGCGUGAAAUGGCCUAGCAGCUGAGUUAGGAGUUUUGCCAGUACUUAGAACCCUAUUUCUAACGUUUACAUAAAUAUUUGUUACUGCACUGUGUUUUCUUCUGACAGAGGGUGCGGCAUUAACGCUAGUGUUGCCAAAACAUAAGAAGCAGGUCCAGCACUCUUUUUCAGUUAUCAGCAUUCCAAUUUAUUCGCUAACAGCACACACUAGAGCAAUAUUGCAAACCGAGCAGAGGUCUUUGUCAAGCCUGUUACCCAAUAAAUUGGAGUGUUGAUCAAUAAAAAUAUAAUUAUUGGACCCUUUUCUUAUGUUUUUAUUUUAACUAAUUUUGUGUCAAGACAUUUAUGAUUCUUUAACAGAGCAAUACCAGUUUUUAAAAUAAAAAAGCACAAGUAGAGGGCAAAUGUGUUAUAGUAGAGAUUGGAUUAUGAAUCUUAGUAGGUUUAAGAGUGUCCUGUUCUAGCUGUUGAGUUGUAGAGAUGACAUAAUUUCAGUAUUCAUGUACCAUUCUUCUUGAAAGGAUAUCAAGAUACCAACAUGUGAAGUCUCACGGUAGAAACGUGUUAGACUUGCGUCAAAGAGAAAUCUCAUUUUGGUGUCUGUGCUAAUAAGUCUUGAGAAAGUUGACGAGAAUGAAAUAAUCAAUAGAAUACUGUUCUUUUCUCUAGUGAGUUAAAUCAAGUAAGAGAACAUGAUCUGCGAGUGAGCAAAGAUGCAGAACAAGCUCAGACGGAACUGGCUAAAGCUCUAAAGGAGGCAAAGAAGAAUGCAAAGUAAGCAUGAUCGCGUGACAUUAGUUAUUUUAACCAUCAUUAGGUCUCACUAUGAUGUGAAACCAGGACUCAGUAAUUGGUGAAAUUCAGGAAUUUUCUUAUAUUACUCAUGGACCUGUAAGAAAAAAAACACACAAGAUCAGGUUAUAGAUAGAUAUUAUAUAAUAUUUUUCAGAAUGUGAAAACCUAGUAUUUUUAAAGCAGGUUUUUAUGUAGAUUUUGGGGUUUUAUUUUGCAAUUAGAGGAGCUUAAACAAACUUACAUUAAAGUUGACAAAAUAAUUUACCACGAAUCUGUCAGCCAAAUGUCUUUGACUGAUGGCCUUACUUGCCUCUGACUUGGCUGACCGCUCAUUAUUUCCCUCUUCUUUUGUGCUGUGUAGUGGCCAGGUAGAGGAGGUGUUGUUUGCCAAUCUGUCUGCGUGCAUAAGAAGUAAAGUGCACACUUAAAGAGGGGCAAAUCAACCAUGGGACAUCACACACCUAGAAGAAAGAAUGGCAGCACCCAGAUAUUGAAGGAACUCUCAAGGCACCACAGCCACAUCAUCGUAAUGAGGUUGUUAUGGUGCCUUCAGUCUCCUGGCACCAUAUCACCUUCUUGUGUUCGACUCUUUUUAAAUAGUUUAACACUAGGAAGUGACCCUGGCCUCUCCUGCAGUUCUGAGACUAAUACAGAAGUAUCAAAUAAAGCAGAAAAGGGGCAGCUGUGAUAGGCUGAUAGCAUUAGCCCAUCACAAGUGAAGGGUAAAAAUGUAAAUACGUUUACUUGCGAUAGGUGGCCGGUGAAGGUAUCAGCCAAAAACAUUAAAAAGUUGACAGAGGACUGCAGGCAACAUAACCACUUCGUAGAGCUGAAUUGGUUAUGAUUCCUGGAGUGUUUACUUAAUUUAUUUUAAACAAGUGAUAUUUUUUAUAGUAGGUUGAAAUGUAUCUGUUAUUAUUGUUGCAUCUAUUGCAUUCAUCAUACUCCCCCCAUACCAUCAUGUCUCUUAAGACCUAAACCCAUCAAAAACAAAAUUACAAAGAUUUAAAAGAACCAAAUACCGGUAUGAGCAGCAAAUGACAAAACGUGAGCUUAGGUGAACGCUGGGAAGUAUGGGAUGGGAAGAGAACGAAGUAUAUACAAAUGUGUUAAAAAUUAAUGUAAUGAUUAAAUUUUAAGUAAAUCAGUGGUGGCUUUGUUCAGUCUUUUAGAAGAGUACCGAGAUCUGUAUGAGUUACAGAGAGGUCGUCUAGAGAAGCAUAUCGCUCAUCUGACUGAGGAGAGGGAUCUCUGGAGUUCUGCUACAUACAGACUGGCAAGGAAGGUAAUUUUAGACAUAAGCAGUAUUUGUCAACAUGGCAUUGAUCACAAGCUCCAGCUUGUUCUCAUAUGAUAACGGUUUCUGACCAUAGAUCAGUAUUGCAUGUUUGUUUUCAACAUAAUCACAAUCCAAACAUGUGUUUCUGCCGUUAAUGUAGCCAAAGGAAGACAUUGUUAACGAUGUAAAAUCAGGCUAAAAAAUUCUUAGUUAAUAACUCUUCUCGGUCAAUGACAAAAAAAAAGAUGAUUUUUGUUAACAUCAAAGGUUGAAGGUUAUCGACAGCUAUGUUGCUAUCCUGGCAUCAUGUGCAUCUUGGUCAUCUGAGCUGUAUUUUCAAUAACCAUGUUAUUGUAGUUGCUGUAGUUAAUACAAAAUAUGCAUAAAAUAUAAUGAUUUGUAUACAUUUGCUACCUACAUAUAAAGAUUCAGUCUUUUGGUUUGAACUUAGAUUUCUGUUAUCCGUAAUUUAUUUUUUUCACACAAGCUUUUUUAAAAAAAAAAACAACAAAAAAAAACAAAACAUAGAUGACGUUUAAUGAUAAAGAACAACUCGGGGGCGUGCAGGGGAAACUAAAAUAUUUUCCGCAUAAAGGAAAACUCAUUGCAGUGCAAGAUGUCUUUGGGUGGGUGAAGUAACUCAUGUGUGUUUAAAACUGCUUUUAAGCCAUCUCAGAACACAAAGGCUAGUCGCUAUGUUGCUGUUGUACAAAUGCAUUGAAAUUUGGAUGGCAGUGAUAGUCUGAGAUCCAGACCUUCCCAGUGCUCGCAGCCUGUCUUUGCUUUCUACAUUUAGACAGAUUAAGAUGGAAUUACAUAUUAUUUUAUUAUGUGCAUCUCUGCUAAAAAUGUUUUAACAUGGCAGAGAAGCAUAUAAAUCUAUUUUUUUUGUACCAUGUAGGUAAUUGAAGAGAAUCAGCUAAUGCUGUGUCGCAGGAUGUACACAAGUGAGAAGAUGUGGACAAAGGUCAUCAGGCAUUUCAUUGUGCUUCUGGCAUCAAAUGUAUGUUAAUACACACACAUCCAGCAUUUCUACUUUGUGUUUAGCUCUUUUGGCACCAGCUGGUUGAACAUGAGUUGCCCAACCAUCUGGCACUGAUCCACUUUAACAGAAUCUGAAUUUUAAAGUCCAAUGCAUUGGUUAUGUGUCUCUAAACCUACAUGCUUUUAAUGUAUUCAUCUGCAGGCUGCAAACCUAGAUAAAAAGGCAUUGAAUGCAUAUUUAUCAGGGCAGAACAUCUUACUUCUUCUAGAAAGGAUCAUUUUCUGUCAGAAAUGUACUGCAAUAUUUUUAGCUCAGUGUGAACCUGAUCAGCUGUGAUAAAUCACCCGCCUUUUGUUUCUUAAAAUAUAGAGAAAUUAUACUUCAUUCAUAUAUUUAUCCUGUGAUAAUAGAUGUCCAUUUGUUUAAGAAAGAUAGUUAUGGCUUUCUAACAAUGUAAAAAUAUAUUUGGUCUUUAAAGUGAAUCAUAUAGAUCCUGAAUGCCUUUACAUUCAUCUUUAGAACUUGAAAAAUGCAUUACAUCUAGUUUUAUGUUUGUUUAAUAUUUUUUAUCAGUAAUUCUUUAUUAUUUAUAUGUAUAGUUUAAUUUUAUAAAAGUGAAUGCCGUAUAAUAUAGGUAGAAUAAUUUUUUGUCUAGUUACAUCUAGUUUACUACACAUCUUUCUGCCAUUUAGAUCUAAUUUGUCACUCCAUAGGACACAGAUGACCUGUCCAAAAUUCAAGAAACAACAGAGUCUUGGAGAGAACAAAUGGCACGUUUUGAUCAGGAGAUCCAGCGCAAUGAAGAGUCAUGCAAGGAGAAACUGAGGAGCAUUCGUAGUGACCUGGAGAAGAGACUGAGCUAUUUCCAACAGAACAUCUUGUAAUUUGAGUUUUUCUUUUUUUUUUAAUUCUUUUGCUUUUUAGUACUCAAACUCAGUGUGUGAACAUGCACAUUUUUAUUUUAAACUAACACUAUAGGCACCAAAACAGCUUUAGCUUAAUAAAGCAGUUGUGGGGUAUAGUGCAUACUCCUAUAGUCUCACUGCUCAAUUCUCUCCUUUUAGGAGCUAAACAAUUUUGUUUAUACAUCCCUUGGCACACCUCCCUGCAUGUGACUUGAACAGCAUUCUUAAACACUUCCUUUAAAGUGAGAUCUAAUGUUUAAACUUCUUUUAUUGAACAUUCUGUUUAAUGUCGAAUUUCUUCUCUCCUGCUGUUAAUAGCCUCUUAGAGCCUGUAUGAGCCUCCUGUGUAUGAUUAAAGUCCAGUUGACAAAGCAGGAGAUAAAACCUUUAAAGCAAAUUAACAUCUGAUUGAAAGUAAAAAAAAAAUUUUCAUGCAGGCUGAGUCAGUCACGGUCAGCAGAUAUGUUGCUAGGGCUGCAUAAACAGAAACAAAAGUGAUUUAACUCCUGAAUGGCAGAGAAUUGAGCACCUAGACUACAGGUGCAAGCUCUAUACAGUAAAACUACUUCAUUAAGCUAAAGUUGUUUUGAUGCCUAUAGUGUCCCUUUAAGUACCCCAAAAUGACAACAUUUGUAGAAUUGUACACAGUCAAUAGCAUCCUUUAAAGUAGAUAAUACAAAUAACUAUAUUAAUCUGUAUAAUAUGAAACAAAGUCUAUUAGGCUUAUUCACUACAGUGUGACUUGUUUGGCAAUUCAAAGUUAAUUCUAAAUUGUAUACUUAGUACAGAUUAAGGAACAGCGCACAGAUAAAUAUACAAAUUAAAAUCUUCUAUCUCAGGGGAUUCAGUUCCAUCCUAUGGCCAUAUUGUGUUAAACCAACCACUAUGUCACAGUACCCUGAUAUCGGUAGGUCUGUAAAAAAAAUACAGUCUCAAAACUAUGUAAUUAAAGUGAUAGUGCUUUUAUGUAUUUACUCACAAUGCAUAUCAUAUAUCUGCUCUAUAUAAAAAAAUAUUAUUAAAGCAACAUGCCUAUCCAAAACCUUUAAAAGGCCUUCUGAUCCAGGGAGCGGGUGCCCAACCCAAAAGGAAUCUGGUUUGGACUCCAAAAAUACAUAGAAAAAUAAGGGAAAUUGGGGGCACACCCAGAACACGCAUUUCUCACAAGUGGUGCUACCGUAAAGACCAAAAUGUAUACAAAAUACAGAUUAAGGAACAGCACACAAUUUUACAAGGUUACCUAAAAUCUCCUAUCUCAGCAAACAAAUAUUGGGAUUCAGUUCCACCAUAUAGCCAUAUCUUAUUAAAAGACCACUAUAGUGCCAGGAAAACAAAAUCGUUUUCCUGGCACUAUGUGGUCUUUAGGUCCCCCCCCCACCCUCAGGGUCCCACUCUCGUCGGGCUGAAGGGGUUAAACUCUUACCUUUCUCCAGCGCCGGGCUCCGUUGGCACUGGGGAACUCUCCUCCCUCUUCUGACGUCAUCCGCCGAAUGCGCAUGCACGGCUAGAGCCACGUGCGCAUUCAAUCAGUCCAUAGGAAAGCAUUUCUCAAUGCUUUCCUAUAGACGUCAGCAUCUUCUCACUGUGAUUUUCACAGUGAGAAGCGCGGAAGCGCCUCUAGCGGCUGUCAAUGAGACAGCCAUUAGAGGCUGGAUUAACCCUAUUGUAAACAUAGCAGUUUCUCUGAAACUGCUAUAUUUACAGCUGCUGGGUUAACAAUAGAUGGACCUGGCAUCUAGACCACUUCAUUGAGCUGAAGAAUUCUGGGUGCCUAUAGUGGUCCUUUAACCCCUUAAGGACCAAACUUCUGGAAUAAAAGAGAAUCAUGACAUGUCACACACGUCAUGUGUCCUUAAUGGGUUAAACCUAACCAUGGUUAUUAGGGUUCGGUAAAUUCUUGGCAAAUUUAAAAUCACUGUCACAAGGGCUGGAGCAGGUGAAGUGCAGGCAAAUAGUUAAUUAUAAAUAGUAAAAAUCUCUUGCUGUGUUUAGCCUGUUUCAAGAUUUUUUUUCCAAAGGAAAAAUCUACACCUGUUUUAAAGUGAGUGAGUCAUGUCACUUACAUUUUCACAUUAUAUGGGGUUUCCUAUAUUUUUCCCCAAUCCCUCCUUCAAUUUAUCACUUUGGUUGUCCAUGCUGAGAAUAUGUUCAAAGUGUAAGAGAAACGAACUGUGAAAAAAAAACCCCAUGAAUUCUAUGUGCCCCCUUAAGAGCAUUAACUGGUAUCUUGGAGGAACGGUAGACACCAGCAGUGAGGGCAAAAUCAUAGCUACAAACCCUGGUGUCAGAUAAACUGUUCUAAUGGAAUUCUACAUCCCUAACAUUUCUUCUAGACUAGUGGGGAUGUGCUAUGCUUCCAACAGUACUUAGAUAAAUAGCUCUAUUCCCUGCAGCUUUCUCAACAGAAGGAUUAUAAUUAACCUGACGUGCCUUUAUUCUUUAAUGAAUAUUUAUGUAUUUUCUUUCGUUGCGCUGCCAGCAACUGUACUUAAAUAUUUAUGUUUUUGUUUAUGUAUGGAGCUGACUUGAAUAAUAAUAAUAAAAAAAAAAAACUACCAACCACAACUUAUGGAAAAUGUUUCCCUAUAGUAGAGUUCGUUAUAGAAAUCCUUGCAACAAUGACGUCUGAUGAAUGGACACUAGAUCAAAACGUGAUAUAUUUUAUUAAAGUUUUUAAUUUUUUCUGAUAGGACCCCAAUUUCUUUUAACUCCAAAGUGCUCUUAUUGAUUUCUGAUUUUAGUUCUUGUAAAGCUUUUUCAAAGCAUCUUUCCAUGAAUUCAUAUACUGUGGUAUGACCUUCUUGAUUCACUUCAAAAUUCAUGGAGUCAUCUGUUUCUUUAAGAUCUAUAACUUUUGAAGCUUUAUUCGCUUGUGGAGAGAAAAUUUUUCUUCGCCCUUUUCUUUCUUAGAGACUAUAUUAUUGGGGUUUUUUUUAGAAGCCAUUUGUUGCACUGUUUAGUUACCUUUCUUUAUUUUUCAGAAGUGUCUGAUAAUCACUGUUAUUGUAGAUUUAGAGCUGUUUAGUAGACCUUUUUUCUUUAUUUUAUAUCAGACUCUUUGUCUUUCUUUUUUUAAAUUUCUUUUAUGUGGGUUAUUUGCAGUAUAUUUGCGGUGCAUAGAGUGUAGUUUUUUUUAAGCAAGCAGACGUUGUUGCUUAUUGCUGUAAUUAGAGAACAGCGUGCAAUAUACAAUAUACAGACCUUUUUUUACAGUAUUUUCUUGAUUGUCUCGUUUCUGCAGAAUGCCAAAACCAACUUGCUGCUUUGUUAUUUUUUAUUACUUUUUUUUAAAAAACUUUUUUCUUUCCUUUCCCCCUUUUUUAUGCCUCCUAAUUUUAACUUUAAGUACAGUUUGAAAUGUGGACUCACUGUGUUAGGCAAACAGCGUGCAGCCGACAACAUGCAGAACUUGAUAUCCUCCCAGUUAUUUUGACUCUGGUAGAAUAUCGCAGCUACUCCACUGCCUCUGCACUUCUUUGCUCACCACGUUUGUUUCCCCUUCAUAUAACGGCCCGCUGUUAGAUCAGUGUUGGAAUUUUUCCUAGUAUUCUCCAAAACGUUAGCUUGAAGUUUAGUCCAGCUGCUCACUCUCCGCCUUCUGUGUGCCGUAAGGUGCCACUUUCUGCUACUUGCUCCUAGUCACUCACUCUCUUAGCUCCAAUCACCUCCGAUCUCCCGCUCCCGCUCUGCUGCUAGUUUUCGCGCUCAGCCGAAAUCCCCCGCUUCUCGCAGCGUGCGUCUACGUCAUCACGCUGCGCUCCUCUUAAUCCAGAUAAUAUUUAAAUAAAAAUUGCUGGGCUUCUAAAUAGGGGCAUAAGGAACACAAUUUGCUCUCACAAUAGGGUGUGACUUAACACUUCCAGUGAUUCCAUUGUGCACGCCUAUAAUGAUACACAUAUAUAUAUAAUAUGUAUUGUCUUAUAGACCUUGUAAGUGUAUCUAUUUAAUUUUGUUUAAAUUCUUAUUUACCCAGCGUGGACUUUCAAUACCAUGAAAUACCUGAAGAUAUGACUGUGACAAUAUUGCAGGACUUGAAGAGUUGGGAAAAGGUAUGAAAGUUUGAUAGUGAAGCAAGCCAUAUGAUAAACAGAAUAUAUCAUUCACACUUGUUUCAUGAAAAAAACAACAAUGUUAUAAAAGCUCAUGUUGUGAUAGUUCACACUGCUGUAGCACAAGGUCACAGGUUUAAUUUAGCAAGGUUAAUGCAGCCUUUCCUCCAUCUAAGGUUAAUUAAACAAUUACCCUUGAGCUGAGUAAGAACCGCUAUACCACGGGAUGUACGUAUUAACAGGAGAAAAGUAACAAUAUACCCCUCCAUACCUCCCUGCUGUCCUUAUUUAGAAGGAACAGUCCUUAUUUUGGGCCCAAAUCCCUCUGUCCCUCUAUCUUAAUAUCCCUCUUUUCUAGGAGCUCCAUUUUGUUGGUGUGUCGGAGUUAUAAUAGAGCUCCACAGCAAUAAUACUCACAUUAAUGUGUCUUUAAAGGAUCACUAUAGUGUCAGGAAAACAAAGCGGUUUUCCUGACACUAUAGUGCCCUGAGGGUGCCCCCACCCUCAGGGAACCCCUCCCGUAGCGCAGAAGGGGUUAAAUCCUCUUCAGCAGCUUACCUUAAUCCAGCGCUGGGUUCCCUCGGCGCUGGUGACCUCUCCUCCCCCUGCCGACAUCAGCUCCCCCAUCUGACGUCAGCGGAGCCGAAUGCGCAUGCGCGGCAGUGCCACGCGCACAUUCAAAGUGUCCAUAGGAAAGCAUUUAUUAAUGCCUCCAGCGUCGCAGAUGUGCCUCUAGUGGUUGUCCGGAAGACAGCCACUAGAGGUUGGCUUAACCUCAAAUGUAAACAUAGCAGUUUCUCUGAAACUUCUGUGUUUGCAUCUGAAGGGUUAAAACCUGAGGGACCUGGCACCCAGAUCACUUCAUUGAGCUGAAGUGGUCUGGGUGACUAUAGUGUCCCUUUAAACUACAAUAAUUGUGUUUACAAAUCAGGCUGUGUAAAUAAGAUACAUUGUUCUUCUUCUAAAUUAUAUUGCCAUUGCACAAAUAGUUUUUAAUACUCACAUAAUAUUUCUCAGAACAGCUUACCCCUCUACAAUUAAAGUGUCCCCCUUUGUCGAUAUGAAAAGUUGGGAGGUAUGCUUUCAAUACUUCUGAUAAUAUCAUUAGUAUUGUUGUUGUUGUUAUUAUAGCAAAGUUUUAGUUUGAUAUGCAGCCUGCAGCUAAAUGUCGCUAGUGAGAGUUUCACUUGAUAGAAUAUUAAUCAUGAUUCCCCCUGUACAGUUCCAUUUAAUAAAAUAAAUAGAGAUACAGAGUCACAACUUACGUUUCCCUUUGAAUAACUAGAUGUUGAAUGAAGAACUACAGCAGUUUGAAGGGAUUUUGCUACUGAACAAUCAGGAGUUGUUGAAGACAGCAGCAAAAAUUCAGAAGCAUUGGGUUGAUCUGGCACACAAACUGCUCCAAAGACAUCGAACCAUUGAUGGAAAGGAGGCUCCCGAACAGAAAGCAAUGGAAGAAGUAAAUAACAGAGUGUCUGAACUGUGUGAACAGUACAGAAGACGAGUUGAGGGAGAAAAUGGUGAGUGAUGACAGAGCAUUUUUUUUGUAAUAUACUGAUCUGAAAGAUAUUGUAUUUUGAUACUAUUGUAACUUCAGAAUUAUUUAAAAUAGACACAUGGGGUAAGUAACUUUCAGCACUCCACAUGUUGUGGAGUACAUCGCCCCUGAUGCUUUGCUUCCAUUAUGGCUCUCAGAGCAUUCUGGGAGAUGUGGUGAAUAACAUCUGGAGUGCCAGAGGUUGACUACCCUGUCCCCUGCUAUAGACAGUGCUCGUGUUUAUACCUUUUUAUAUCUUUCACAGUGCUAAGUGAACUCAUUGUUAUACUAAUAAUCAAAUAAUCAUUUUUAAAUGAACAACCAAUAAAUACCACAUGAAUGCUUCUCAAUUUGCAGUUCCCUUGUAGAUUGGCCACCCAAUGACAAACCGUUCUAAACCGCAAACCAAAAAUAAAGAGGUACAUGAAAAAAUAUAUACUCUGUAGUUUUAUAACUCAUUCUGACACUUCAACUAUUCUCAUAACCCACAAGGUCACUAACAUUGACUGCAGAACAUUUAGCAAAGCAAAAUAUGAAGGUAUUUAAUUUUCCCAUUGUAAGAUGGUUUUCUCAUUGUAUCCCCAUAUAUACUACAAGAAACGGUAUUUGUAGUGUAAUAUCCCUUUAAGAGGUUUAUUACAAAGUAUAGUAAGAAUAAAUCUCUAAUUUAUAGAAGCACUUAAAGAGAGAAGGCAUAAUGCAUAAAAUACAUGAAAGAGACCCUCACCUCACACUUUUUCAAGAGUGUCAGUAUGUUUUCUAACCUACUUUAUAUAUUUCUGGGUUUUAUUUCCAAUUUAACAGGUGUUUCGAGAGCCUUGAUGUCAUGUUGUAGUAGUUUGGGAAAUUGGACCGCACAUCUUUCUGCUCUUAAAGCAACGACACCUGAUGGGAUCAGAGCAUCAGAUUGGAUGAAUAUCUACCAGUUAAUUCCCGAGUGGAUUUCACUUGCAGAUAAUGCUUUAGAGCUGAUCGGCAGUUCUACGUCAGAUACAGAACCCUCGCUGAAUCCACCUGAAAAGUAUGGCUCAUACCUUAAUAUAAUAUAGAUUUAAAGUUUCAACAUUACGUUUCAGACAUACUGAAACCUACAGAAAAAGAUUGAUUUGGUCCAUAGAAAAGAAGUAAUUAAUUUCUGCCUAAACACAUGUGCAAGUCUUUGUUUUGUAUUUGUUUUUAUUUUAAUUCGUUUUGUGUUUUAUUAUAUUUAUUUAUAUAUAUUUGUUUCUGUGGAAUCAAAGUGAAUAUUUGAUUUUAGGCUAAAUUAGCCACAUUGAAAAUAUUCCCCAAGACAGUUAUGUUUUUAUUUUAAACUAUUUUGACUAAAAGUGAUGUUUGUUGUUUUUAUAAUUUGUUCAGAAUUGUAUUAAUAUACAACUCCAGAACUGGUGUGCUACAUCAAAGGGCACAUUUGGCUCCAGUUUUGUGUAAAUAUAGUGCAGACUUUAAAUGUUAAAAUGGUGCUAGUUUUGAUCACUGCGGCAAAGUAGCACUCGUGCUGUGCAUUGUAAAAAGGGAUUGCUAGGGCACACAAGACAAUUGUCACGCAUGCUGGGUUUUGUGGCAAACAAAGCAGGGCUGAGUAGUGUAGGUCUAUGAAGAUUAACAUGUGGCUAUAAUUUGUAACUUCUGGCACACUGGUUGGACACAGUUGUGUUUGUACAUUUUCUUACUGCUCUGAUCUGUAGUAGAUUACAAUGGGCUUUACUCAAUGUUUGAAUGCUUUUUUUGCAACUGAGAAAAUUACAUGGAGAGUAUCCUUUCUUUUCCUGAGCAACCUGCAUAGUUUGCAUUAGAAAUCCAUUAACUGUUGGCAGAAGGCAUGGCAAUCACACUAUUUACUUAACUAACCAGUGGCUACCUGUGAAACUUCAAGUUGGUGAGGCACCAGACUGGACACAUGGAUAUAACUCUGUCCCCUCUGUUUCUGAAUUGUUUUAAUUAUGACUAGAAAUACAUGUAUGCAGUACUAUUAUCUCCAAAAUAUGGAACCACAUAGACUUAUAUGCCUAUUAAUGAGUGAAAUGAUUAUUGUCAUGAAAUUUGAAGCUAUACUCUCCAUUACAGGUAUAAUACAGAGUUAAGCCACUAGAUGCCGCCAUAGGAUUUUAGAUUUUUUUUAUGGUAAUUCACAUGCUUUAUUAAAAUAUAUAUAUUAUUAUUAUUAUUAUUGCCAUUUAUGAAGCGCCAACAGAUUCCUUAGUGCUUUACAAUAUUAUGAGAGAGGGAUUUAGCUAUAUGUAGGACAAUUACAAAAAGCUUACGGGAACAACAGGUUGAAGAGGACCCUACUCAAUCGAUCUUACAUUCUAUAGGAGGUGGGGUGUAAAACACAUUAGGACGGGGGGGGCGGAGUCUGGAAGCGAGACGGGCCAGACGCCAUUUCUGCGGGCUCCGACAUCCACGGACCUAAUCUGGCGAAAAUCAGCCCACAAACCUGCCAUCCAGCCACACGACCACCGGCAUAUUACGGGGGAGAUCCCCCGGAAUCGAUCGAUGCCCUUCAGGUACACCCCGAAGCAGGCAAAGCCUAAACUACGAGCCCGGGCCUACCUCCCAUCAGCCCACCACGGCCUGGAUUACCUAUCAGGCGGGGACUUCCUAGAUGACGCGUGGGACACAUCUCGGCACAGCUCCGACCAAGGAACCUCAGGGAUGGGGCGCAGAUCCCAGAAACUACCAACAGUUAUAGAUCAGCCUGAUAUAGGCAUUAUGCUUCAGAGGCAAACACCCGCCAAAAUGGCGGCCGCACAAGGCCCUGACUCCCCACAAGAGUCUGCCUCAGGGGAGCAAAGCACUCACGGGGUUACAUGGCUACAACCCACACCCCAGCAGGGUACCACCGACCCAGCCACCAAACAGGACCUACAGCAUAUGCAAAACAUGCUGCAGGAAAUACAAAGCCUACUAGCUGCAGAUCUACCUACCCUUAAAACCAGCAUGCAACAAAUCACUGAAAAGGUAGUGCACACUGAGAGAGAAGUGCAGGGGAUUCAAAGAGAAAUCACCUCGCUGCAAGACUCCCUCUUACAACUACAACACAAUCAACAAAACUUAGAGGUACAACUAGCAGCCCAAGAAGACAAACACGCAACAACAUUAAAAUCCGAGGAAUCCCUGGCACAGUCUCCAAAGAGGACCUACCUCACUAUGUGAGACGGCUCACGCAAGCUAUACUUCCCCCUGCGGUGGCAAGGAAACUCACCAUUGCCGGCAUAUACCGACUACCCACCCCGACAAAAGCAUCUACUCCCCUUGCAGGAGACGUCAUAGUCCGCUGCACCCUUCCCCAAGAUAGGGGACACAUAAUGUCGGCACUCAAGGGCAAGACGCCACUCAACUUCGAGGAGUCUCAAUUGACUUUUUUCCAGGACUUAACCAGAGCCACUCUCCAAUGGCGAAGGACCCUUAGCGACUUCACCAGCCAGUUACGCUCCGCGGGCAUACCAUAUCGGUGGGGAAACCCACGCCACCUCCUGGUUACACAUCAAGGAAACACGUACAGAAUCGCUACAGGUCCCGACGCUGCCGCACUACUACCAAAACUGGGUCGGCCAUCCAAGAACACCCAGAACACCACCCCGGCCUGGGAUCCGGAGACGAUCGAGCCGUUUAUCCCGAGGACACGGAGAAUGGACACUCACGCCACAUGACGGGAGUGGGGGGAGAAGUCUCCUACCCCGCCCCACUCAAGGGCUAAAAAUUGCAAAUUUUCUUUUCUUUAAAAGUUUUUUCUCCUAUUCCUUUUCAUCCUCUGCCACUUAAGCUAUGUUGAUAUCUCACUAGUCACUAUGACGCUCUAAGAACCCAUACGACGCGCUGAAAGCCUAUCAGAGUUGGCGCUGGCACACCAGUGCACUAAAGUAAUAUGCACUACCAGACAGAACACAACUCCCCCCCCGACAGCCCCUAGGUUAGGGUUAAUACCCCUCGAGAGUAACUCGUACAGACCAAGGACAAGGCCUCCUGACAAGAUACUCUCACGACUACCCGACUGACACCACAGACCACUAGGUAACAACACAGAUAGACUUAGCAUUCUGAAUUUAAAAAUAAAAAAGGUUUUAAGCAUUAUGCAUAAUAAAUCUGGAGUACACAGUUCACAACCUGGAUAGGGUGGCCUAGGUGAUAUGGAGAGGUCAACAGCUAGCAACUUUCCUGUCCUACCUCUACCCAUUUGCAAACAAAACUGUACUCAUGGGAUUGCUCGAAGGGGGAGUGGACUAGAUAAUUGGCUAACUACUCUCCAAAUUGCCAAAUCCGGUUAGAAAGCCGUAGGUACCGAUCUCCAUACAGGUCUCCACUUGGAGGGUCAAUCUGAACUGACAGCAUUAGCCAAAUUUGCUCCAGAAGCAUAGUUUAAUCCCAGUCUGUGAGAACCAAUGGACACAUACACCUAAGAUAAAAGGCGACUGGGCAGUGUGAAUUUUAAAGCAAAGCCUACCCGUGGCUUAGACAGGCACUAUCAUAUUGAUCAGUCAGAUAAUACCCAGACGCAAGUCUAUACUUAACAGGAAUCUCGCAUGGUGGCCAUUACGCACACUAGCCCUUGCUCCCUAACCUGAAGGUCUCCUUCCGAACAUAAUCUCUCACACGCCCGUUGGCACAGUGCUAGACCAUUAACCACCCUGCUCAUACAAAUAUAAAAAUGUGCAAAGUUAUUCCUGCCAUACAAAUGUAUUUAUAUGUCUACCAAACUCCUGGCGAUAGCUGUUGUGGCAUCGCUAGAAAACUGUUACUUACCUAACCUGUGCACGAAAAAUAAAGAAUAAAAAAAAAAAAAAAAACACAUUAGGACAGGAAUUUGCAGUCAAAUAAGGUGGGCUGCCCUUUAGGAGAGAGCAAGAGACAGGUAUGUGAGGUAGAGGUUGGUCUUGGAGGCCAUAAGCUUUCCUAAAUACACACACACAGUGGUACCUUGGUUUACGAAUUUAAUGCGUUCUCCUGGACUUUUCUUAUUGUGAAAAAUUUGGAAACAAAAACGUGGUUUCCCAUAGGAAUGCAUUGAAAAUCAAUUAAUCUGUUCGAGAGGUCAGAAAAAAGUCAAAAUGAGCUGGCAUGGAAACCAACCCACAAUGCAGAACACACAGUAAAAGGCAUGCAAACGACGAAGCUCAGCUCCUUACCUUUCCACCGUUUGAGAAAUGCACCCAAAAAGUAAAAAAAAAGGCCCAAAACCGCUGCAAAAAAAUUCCAGAAUGACUCCAAAAUUCGAUGCACACUCGACGCCAGGUGCUACCCACAGACUCCAGCAGGCACGGGGGCGGCACUAUAAACCUCCCAGGCGCAAUGUAUCCUGGGGCAGCUUGCUUCAUAUUGCGAAAAAAAUUUGUACACCGAGGCAUUAUUUUCAAUGGAUUUUCCCUUAUAAAUCGAAAAUUAUGUUAACCGAGGCGUUUGUAAACUGAGGUACCAUUGUGUUUGUUUGUAUGUGUCUGUGUGUGUGUAUAUAUAUAUACAUACACAGUGUAUUUAUAUACAAUAAAUAAAUAUUUUAUAACUACAUAGUUACAUAUACUGAAAAGAGACAUAUGUUGUCAAGUUUAGCCUCUCUCACAUCUGUUUUUGUUGUUGAUCCAAAAGAAGGCCAAAAACCCAGUUUGAAGCUCAUACCAAUUUUGCAACAAACUAGGAAAAAAAUGUCUUGACCCCAGAAUUGCAGUCAGAUCUCUCCUUGGAUCAAGAGGCUAUUAUCCCCCAAAUUAAAAAAUAUAUAUCCCUGAAUAUUAAAGCUUUUUCCAGUUGCUCUUUGAGCAGAGAAUUUACAUUUACAUUAAAAAACCAAAACCUUUCCUUUGCUCCUUUCUUCCAGUCUAACUUCAUGACCUUGUGUUCUAUGGACAGUCCUGUUUGUGAAUAGAAUUCCAGACAAUGUUUGUAUUAGCUCUGAAUAUAUUUGUAUAAUGCUAUCAUAUCCCGUCUGAGGUGCCAAUGUUUCUAAACGAAACAGAUUGAAAUUUGGUAACCUUUCUGCAUGACUAAAAUGUUCAUUUCUUUUAUUAAUUUUGUAGCCCUGUUUCUGCCCUUUUUCUAGUGCUAUAAUAUCCUUCUAGAACAGGUGCCCAGAAUUGCAAAGCAUAUUGGAGGUGUGGUCAUAGAUUUAUAAAGAGGAAAAAUUUAUAUUUUCAUCCCGAAAAUUAAUGCCGCUUUGUGGCAACUGCUGAUUGACAUUGCACAUGCUGCCUAGUUUGUUGUCUAUAACAAUUUCCAAAUUCUUCUUGUGUGUUGUGAUCCCUAAUUUACUAGGUUGUAAGUUGCUUGUCCAUUCUUUGUAUAUCUGUGUGUGGCAGCAGUGAAUAUCUGUGUUUUUGUCUUUUAUGACCGUUGUAUCAGCGAAUGUGUCUGGAAUAUCUGUGUGUAUGUGUGUUUGCAUGAACGUGCAUGUAUCAUUGUAUAUAUGUCUGUGCAUGUGGGUAUUGGUAUGUGUGGUCCAAGAAAGCAGCAUAACUGCAAUGAGGGUGAUAUGGUAUGGACAAUGUCAUGGCAAUGUGACAACAACUAUUAUAAUCAUAUAAUAUAUAUUUCUUUACAACACUAUUUCCUUGCCUGUUACUUUGUUAUUUGGUAAACGAUUUCUUAAAGUUUUCCUGUCCAACCAAAAUAUUUGUUUUUGUUUCGCAUACUGAAACGAAAAAUACAUUUACACAUUACUUCUCAAGUCAUGAAAAUUACUUGGAUUCUGGAGGUGGAUUUUUUUUAAAUUUAUUUUUGCAAUUCGCUUGGUAGUGAAGGGGAGAGACAGAAACAAGUAUUUUUCUAACACAGAGUUAGGAAGUAUAUUAGUAGUCAUUCCAAUAUUAAUAGAUUCAUUUUUCUAUUUAAAAAAACAAAACAUUUUGUGCAGUAAAAACUGGUGGGGCGAUACCUCAGCUGCCUUUAUGGACAAGACUCCACUGCAACUGACUCUAAAUCCCAAGUUAAGCAGAAAAUGUCACCUAGACUGCAUUUGGGAAAUUUUGCUAGGGACUCUAAAUUAGUAUUUUAGUUUAGUUCCUGGUAAAUUUCAUCUGAAUUUUAGCUUCUGGGUGGCUCCAAAUUAGCUGCUGCAGAUUUUGCCUUAGGUAAAUAACCUAACCAGGGCCGCCAUCAGAAAUUGUGGGGCCCCUAACACAGCUCAAGGUCUGGGCCCCGCCUCCAAAUCCCACCCACAAGAAUACACAGACACACACACAGAAAGAUACACACAUACUAACAGACACAAAUACUGAUACAGACAUACACACAUAUAGACACAGAUACAGAUACACACACAUACUGACAUACACACACACACACAUACAGACAGACAUACAUACAAACUGACAUACAUACACAUAAAUUUAUACACAUACAUACUGAUAUAAAUACAUACACACACUGAGAGAUAUAUACAUACACAGAUACAUACAGACAUACUGACAUACACACACACACACACACACACACAGACAUACAUGCAUACUGACAUACAUACUGAUAGAUAUAUACAUACACACAUACAUACAUACAUACAUACUGACAUACACACACAUACAGACAUGCAUACAUAGAGACAUAUAUAUAUAUAUAUUUAUAUAUAUAUAUAUAUACAUACUGACAUACACAGACAUACAUGCAUACUGACAUACAUACAUACUGACACACACACACACAGACAUAUAUACAUACUGACAUACACACACAGACAUACAUACUGACAUAGACAUACAUACAUACUUGCAGAAACAUACACAGACAUACAUACAUACUGACAUACACACAGACUUACUGACAUACACACACACACAGACAUAUAUACAUACUGACAUACACACAGACAUACAUAUACUGACAUACACACACACAGACAUACAUACAUACUGACAUACACACACACAGACAUAUAUACAUACUGGCAUACAUACUGACAUACACAUACACACAGACAUACAUACAUACAUACUGACAUACACACAGACAUACAUACAUACAUACUGACACACACACAGACAUACAUACAGACAUACAUACACACAUACAUACUGACACGCACACAGACAUAUAUACAUACUGACACACACACACAGACAUAUAUACAUACUGACACACACACACAGACAUACAUACUGACAUACACACACAGACAUACAUACUGACACACACACAGACAUAUAUCCUGACAUACAUACAUACACACACACACACUUAAUUUAUCAGCCACCCUCCUCUUACCUUUAAGUUGCAGGAGGGUGGCUGGGGAUGAAGGGAGUGGAUGCCUCUGGUGUCCUCUCCUGGCCUCCGCUCUCCCUCUCCUCCGCUCUCCCCCCGCACGGAUUAAGCUGGGAGGAAGUGACCGGCCGUAACUUCCUCCCAGCAGCAUUUGUGGUGCAGCCGCAAUUUUUUUUUUUAAAGGGGCCCGGUCGCACAAUUACCCGGCCGCAGCGCUGACAAGGCCCCUGAAGAUUAUAGGGCCCAUCGGGUGGCCCUAAAUGCUUGGGCCACCUGAUGGGCCUCGGUGCAGAUGCACCUGCGGCAGUUUCGCCGCUCCACGUGGGGCCCGGGCCGCCGGACCCGUGACAACCAUUAUGGUUGUCACCCCCUGAUGGCGGCCCUGAACCUCACACAGGGUUAUUCAAUAAAGUGAGAAUUUAAAGCCAAUACUGGAAGCAUUACCAACAAAUAAGUAUAGUUAAAAACAUAUACCACCGGGGGCGCCACAAUCACAAACAUGUGAAUAUAUUUACCACAUCAUAGUCAUGAAUGUUCAUGUAAAGAGAUAAAAAGCAGAAAAUAUAUAGUGAAGUGUUUAAUAACAAUUAAAACAAAAUAAUAAAAAGCAAGUACACUCACAAAUAUAGUUGCACAACAAGGACUUAUGUCUUAGUUGUGCUGAAAAGCUUUACAGCCCUUUCCUGGGCUAGAGUCCCUUCUUGUAGCAGGAUCCCAGUGUCCAAAGUUCUAAGGACUUCCAAUAGUGAUUCGCUCGGACCUAGAUGUGAUCCAAAAGCUGUAGGGACACUCACAAUCUUCCAAUUGCUCAACGCGUUUCGUCUAAUCGACUUUCUCAGGAGCUGUGUAUUUCUUCUUCUUCCGGCUUUUUAAAUGAUUGAGUUCGCGCGGCUUUCAUUAUUGCGCGCAUGCGCAUUACGGUAAAACUUUACCGCGCAUGCGCGCACAUUCAGCCUGGAACGCAAACAACUUUAUUGAUGUUUUGUGCCGGCGAACACAUUUCCGUACUCGACCACCUGGUCUUACGGAAUGAAAUGUGGGCACUUAGAACUCAUUUAUAUCAGUAAUAUAUAAUUCAUCUAAUAAUAAAAGAACAUGUUGUAUAUACACUUUAUAAUAAAUUAAAAACACUAAAAGUAAAUUACAUAUUUCAUCCUUAGUAUUCAAAAAUAUUAGAAAUCUACAACUGAAAAUAGAUUUACAGGAGAUUAAAAAUGAUGAUUGAACAUACUAUAGAAGGAAAAAAGAGACACAAUGUUACAUUUUAUACAAUAUUAUGUAUACAAAAAAUGUUUUUCUUUUUCUUUAUCUAUAUAUAGCAAGCUAUAGAGAUGAUCAUUUCAAGCUUAAUAAAAACAAUAUAUAAUGAUGAACAUUUUGUUUGGCUAAGGGACAUGGCGAAAACGUCAAAUUCUUUUAAAAAUACUAUAAAAAUAAUAAUAGUUACUAGAAAAAUAAAAUCUAAUAAAACUUCUAUGGAAACAAAAACAUUUUAAUAUUAAAAGAUUAAUAGAAAGGAGCUCUCUAAAAACCCUAAAAUACUAUAAAAUUCAAUCCAUAAACACUAAUAAAUCCAGAUCAACAUUUAGACCUCUUGGAGAAGUGGUUUUGAGUUUGUGAAUCCAUUCUGUUUCUUUCAUAGCUAGCGCUUUUUCUGUAUCACCCCCUCUCCAAUGGGGGAUUAUCGUAUCGAUACCUAUACAUCUAAAAUCUUGGAAGCUAAAAUGAGUACAAUUUAUACAAUGUUUGGGAACACUAUGUUUUAUGUUCCCUCUUUUUAUACCAUUAAAAUGCUCCAAGAUUCUAAUAUGUAGUUUUCUUAUUGUACGACCUACAUAUUGUAUACCACAUUUACAUUCAAGAAGAUAAAUUACAUUUUUUGUUUGGCAACUUAUAAAAUUCUUUAUUUUAAAAACUUCUUUAGUGGCACUACAUGUAAAUUCUGUUGUCUUCUGUUUCUGGAAUCUGCAUGUGCUACACUGUCCACAUUUAAAAAAACCUUUUGGUUUUUCUUUAAGAAAAUUAUUAACAUUAUUACCAGAAGUAACUUCUUCUUUCAUGGUUUUGAUGCGAGGUAAAGCGAUUGGAGCUAAAAUAGAUUUAAAAUUCUGAGUCUUUUUAUAAAUGAUCUGGGGUUUGCUUGGUAAAAUGUUCUUUAAAAAUUGAUCUUGUUUUAAAAUAGGCCAGAAUUUCUUAAUAGUUUUCUCUACCAGAUGUGCUUUAUUAUUAUAUCUAGUUAGAAAGGAGAUGCUAUAAUCUUUCUUAUUUUUCUUAUAGAUCUUCUUAUUUUUUAAAAGUGUAUUUCUAUCUUUAUUUUCUAUCUGUUUCUCUGAAUUAGCCAAUAGUUGUGAUGGAUAAUGGUGGUAUAUGUUUUUAACUAUACUUAUUUGUUGGUAUUGUAACUGGGACUGGGAGUGAUCCCUAUUUCGGGGUGAUUAGCCUGCACUGGAUUUUGUACUUUUUUCCCACUUACUGCCCCUUUUUUAGAAUACUGGAAGCAUAACUGACAUAACUGGCCUUAAAUCUGAAAUUCACUUCAAAUACACUCUGAAUUCCCAACAAAACUCACUUUAGUAAAUAUCCCUGACAGUAUUUAAUGUUUGCCAUUAGUUACGUUAGUAUCUGAGGGCCAUGACCAGUUCCUGUGUGUUUUGUAGAAAAUACAGAGGCCUACAGUGCAAAGAAGCAACUUAUUAUAUAUAAGAUUAUAUAUAAUCUUAUUAUAUAUUGUGUGAGUUGUAUAUAAAUAAAUAUAAUAUAUAAGUUAAAUAUAAAGAGCAAUUUGGAGACAUAUGUCACAUAUCUUUCAUUACCACGGUAUUUGUUUCAUUUUGAUUUACAUAUUUAGUCAAACAUAAAACUGGAUCAAUUUGUGCAUCUGUUACAAAUGUAAUACAUGUAAACAUUUUGUUUUAACAGAAUAUUGCUGGAAGAUGUUUUCAGAAUGCUACAGCAAUGGGUUCUGGCCACAACUAAUGGAACCGAGAGGGAUGAUGUCCACCUUACGAAUGAGGUUUGUUCCAUAAAACCCGAGUAACAGCAUCCAUGAUUCUUUACAAACUUAGAAGCUAGUAAAGCAUUAUUGGUGUUGUGCCUUAAUGGCACCUUCUGCUGUAGAGGUAGAACGUGUGGAAUCAGUGAUGGACUUUGUGAAUUAAACCAGUGCUGUGUAUAAACAAAAGAUCUUGUCACAGUCCAUUAUACUCCUUAGAGAAGGAUAUCUCAUCCUGUAUUUUUAAAUAUCUGACUGGUCCUGUUUCCUCUUCCAGGCUACAACCCUUCACACAACAAUGGUGCAGUUUAUGGUCAAUACACUAAUGCUCCUGACUCCUGAUUAUUCUGCAGAGUCAGGAUUUGUCACAGAGGCCAAGGAGGAAGAACUAACUCUGCAGAAAAUACACGAAGAAGCACUUACACUAACACAAAAAGUGGAUCAUUUCUCCAGCUACAUUAUCAGGUAAGACAUAAACUGCAUUUAUAGUGGAAAUAUAUCUACUAAAAUACUGCAAACAUGCAGACCAGUAAAUCAGUCUGUAUCGCAUGUGUUUUCCUAUAUAUUAACAAAGACCUAUAAAAUAACCUGCAUACUUUCUGAGAUACUGUUCAUAUACACAGGAAUAUAGACUGAUUUGCAACUUGACAAGAUACGGGACAUAUACUUAAGACUUAUGGUCACCCUUACAAUUUGCAGAGCCCCAUGACAAUGUUGCUGCCUCUCCUCAUCCACUCACACACAUACACCAGUGACACAUAACUAGCCACUUAUAGACAUCUGAUUCAAAUGUGUAACUUGUGUAACCGUUCUAAUUAGAACGCAAUUAUACCCUAGCACCCAGAUGCAUUCUAGUGCACAUACAUAAAUACAAACUAGCAAAAAAAAAAUAGAAUUGGUAUUUAGGAAUCAGCAAAGCAUCCAAAAGGGAUAAGAUAAACCAAACAUAGUGAAUUGUAGUUGGAUAUAAUAAAAUAUGCACUCUUGAAAUGCACUCACAAUGUAUAUGAAAAUCUGCGCCUUGUGCUGUCUCCUUCUUUUGCUGGAGAUGUGGUCCACAAACAGUACGAAAGCUGAAAUUGAUUUAUUAAAUGCAAGAAUUUUUGAAAACAAUAUAAUAAACAAAUCAAAAUGUUGAAAUCUGUCCAAUGCGUUUGUGUACUUUCUAAGUGACUCAAUUAAAAUAUUAAUGCAAGCAAAAACACCCUUAGUUGUAAAACAGUCACAACUAAAUACAAACUAGCACUCUUGCGAUCGUACUAGCUGGUAUCCUGGUAUCACACACAAACAUACUAACUGAUUCACAUACAUCCCAACUCUAGAAGUGGGACACCGGAGGGAGGUAAAGGGGGCACGCCAGUGAAGCAAUUCCGUGACUGACUCAUCCCUAAAGGGUGCACACCCACCCGUAAAGUAGGGACUCUGUCUGAAUUACUGGCAGGUCAGCCUGUAGUGUAUGCGCACCAGUGCUUGUCCAUGAUGCAGGCCAGCACAAAGAUGGCAGACCGUGCAGGGAGCAUUCGUUCAGUGAAGGGUCCUAAUGCCUUGAACACAGCUCAAGCACAUUUAAUGCUCAUACUAUGCUUGUUGCGGACAGUUUCCUGAUGUCUCCUAAAGUGGGACACCGAGGAACUAAGUCAGGACUGUGGAACAUGACCUGGAAAUCAAGCUUGUCCUACCAAAAUAAUUUAGGACACAUGCAUACAUACAUUGACACACUAAUAUACACACCGAUAAACACACACUCACAUGCAUAAGUUGAAAUUGUAUUCUCACUCUCUCUCCUUACCUUAGUCGCUCUGUACGUUCCCUGGUGAAUAGUGUUUGAGGAGCAGAACUGUGCACUAGGCAGCACAACCUUUCAUCUUACUAGCCCUGUGGCUUGCUGUACAUCAGACAGGCAAUAGGUGCCAAAACAUGACCUUGCAGCAUUGCUGCCUGUUUCAGUGUUACUAGGCAGCUGGCAACAUGAUUGACAGGACCUCUGCACAGCCCGAACUGCUGUCUCUGGGCAACCACUGGUUAAUCUUAGUAAUAUUUGCUAAAUACUAAGAUCUUUAGCAAACUGAUAUGUAAAUUGCAGUCACAGAGAUACCUUAUCAAUAUAGAGAUAAGAAGGCUCCCUACAUAAAUCUUGCUGACAUAGUAAGGGGAUUGUAAAAAAAACAAAAACCAUAUUGUGAGAAAUAAAUAAAUAAACGCAAUACAACUGGUCCAAUUAAUUUUUAUGUUUGUUUUUUUCUUUAGUCAUACCACAGAUGCAAUUUACAGGCACAUUAUUCAGGCAUUCAUAAAAUGCAUUAACAAUUGCACAACAAUCUGUGGACACAAUUUUAUUAGGACAUGUAAGUUAAAAUGUGUCUCUUCCCAACACAGCUGUUGUCAGGAGCUGACAGAUACUAUUUCUGUGAAAGAGAAAUCUCUAGUCAAUGAUGACCCUGAAUAUAACCUUAGGGAGAUCGACACUAUCAAGGUAAGGACUGAAAAUAACAGAACUCCUGUUUUCAAACAGCAAAACCUGUAUUAACAUUUCAAAUGACUGUUACAUAGUUACAUAGCUGAAAAUAGACUUGCAUCCAUCAAGUUCAGCCUUCCUCAGAUAUGUUUUUCAGUUAAAACAUAUUAGUGAAUCAUAAAAAGAUAUUUUAUGUCCUCGCUCAGUCUGCCUUUUAUUUAAAUUUAAAAAUUUUUUUUUUUUUUUUUUUUUUUACUUGGUUCAUUAACAUAGGUUAACAUAUGAAGGAAAAUGACAAUACAAUCUUUGGGCAGAGCUUAAUGUUUCUGUUUCCCCAGAAUUCAUGUAAUGAGUGGAUUGAAACCUGCCGCCUGCUUGCUGCUCAUCUCACAGCAAAUCCUGGCCCGUCAGUGACAUCGCUCCCUCUAAAGGGCAUCAGUUCUCAGGUACAAGCUCCCUGUGAAGACCUACUUCUACUGUAUUUUAUUUGAGAGUAAGAGAUGCUAUAUAGGUCAGUACAGCAGAGUUGUACAUAUAGUAUCCUGUGGGAUGUACAGUAUACAAAGUAAAGCAGACUCCUGGCCAAUUCAGUGGUCAGUGUAGAAAGUGACACUGAAGACUUCUUGCGAACCCAUAGCUGUAUUGCUCAUUGUUACAAGCUGGUCUUUUUAUAUUAAGCUGUAAAUGCUCCGUAAUGCUGUAAUUGGUUUUCAAGUGCAAAAGUAAUAUGAGUUAAGACAGAAAAAUAAUUUCACAGGUGCCAACAUUGCGUGUGCGUACAGGGAGUAUUGCUUAAGUAUAUUAUUACCAGCAAAUAUUUAGAUGUUACACUGAGUAUUUUACAAACAGGUUUUUAGAUUAUUCUGAUGAAAUGUGAUGGUUCUCAACCCUGAUAUCAAUAUAAAGGUUGAGCUCCUGAUUGCCAACAUGGUGAACCCAGACUGGAUAUUUAAUCUCCACCUCAACUCCAACCACAGAAAAAAUGCAGAACCUGCCAAUGUGACCAAAGUUGAAAGAACCAGAUCCAAACUAACAAAUAGCUCCGAAAUUAUACAUGUAAAUGGGCCAAUAAUAUUCAUGGUGGAGCUGAUGUUUUGAGUUGAUGUCCUCACCUACCUACUGUUUCUGUGUCAUUUUGUAAAUGUCUAAUUUAUUGUUAGAUUUCUCUCCUUUCAUAAUAUUGUAAAGCCCUGCAGGAUAAAUUGGGGCUAUAUAAAUACCAAUAAUAAUACAGUAAUAAUGCUAAAAAAUGCUUUUCAAAUUUUUUUUUUAAAUGCAGACAAUGCAUGUGUUAUCUUGAACCACUGACAUUUAAAUCCAGUCUUCUAAUGGUUAUUUCAUUUUUUUUCAGAUGUGGAUCUUAAUUCAUGUUGGUAGAUAAAAGUAACAAACAACAUAGCAAAGAAAAAUAGUGCAGUGAAAUAAAAAUGGUCUAUUUAAUAUUUAGUGGAGCUACAGGAAAAGCAGAUCUAUAUUUUCCUCUAUACAUUACCAUACAUUAUACAACCAAUCAGGUCCUAUAUUAAUAUAUACAUUACUUACAGGAUGCGACAGUAAGACAUAACAAACUGGAAGAACAAACUGAUGAGAGAACUCUUCAAAGUGACAUCUUAAAGGAAGCUCUUCCUGAACAUAAUGAAUUACCCACCCUUGAGGUAAGAGUGUAUUUUUAACUUCCAGCCCCUGGCUGUGCACGUGUGUUUUUUUCGUAGCUUUACAUUCCUUAUGAUUGUAUGAUGCCACAUUGUGGGAUCUGCAAGAUGUGAUGAGCCAUGAACAUGAUUUUCAUAAAAAGACCCUCUAUAAAGAUGAAAUCAGACCCAUCCUUGAGGCAUAAAUAUAUCACUUGUGGCUAAGAGGAACCUCGUCUGUGAUAUGAUGAGAUUAUGUUUCUUUUCAGAGAGUAAUUCUAUACAUUGUAAAUGACCAACCAAAUAGCCACAUUGCAUUAUUUACAUAGAAUGUAAAAGAUCCUGUCUAGGAUCUAUGGUGUAAAUAUUAUAAGAUGCAGUAUACACCCUGAUCUUAGCACUGGCAGAAUCUGUCUUGUUUUAUGGCAGCUCUAUGUCACCCAGUUGACAUCUCUACUCUAUGUGACUACUGGAUAUACCCAAAACCAUUAAUAUUCAUUCUGUGCCCUACCAAAUACCCAUUUGAUUGUCCUUUCACAUUAUGGUGUUAAAACCAUGCAAUCUGUCACUGUUUGUUAAAUUUUCACAAAGGUAAUAGCUGUACAUGCGUUUUGAUUUAUGUGUUCCUAUGCAGUGCAUGCAGGUCAAAAAAACAAACAAUAUAAUCAGGUUUUGAAUUAACUCAACAGUAUACGAGUUACAAGAUCACUCAAGGUCAGUGUAGGUAGUUGAUGGGACAAAUUCAGAAGCUAUUUGGACAGGGUCAAUGUAUUCAAUGAUCAACAAGAAUCGAUCUUAAGCUUUCUGAUAUUCUAGUGACAAAUACAUAGAUUGACUAAUAUAUUUCCCUUAAAGUGUAUCCACCUCUGAUAUUGAUUGAGUUUCCCCAUAAUGCAGUGCUCGAUAUUUCACACCAUAUUAUGCGCAUGUGGUUGGAUACGUACAGGAGUUUGGGAUGGUGGCGUCUAUUGUGUAAAAAAGGUGGUGAUUAAUUAUUUGUUUUCUAUGUAGAUUAGAUGAAUUUAUAUUUAAGAAAGGAAAAAUUAAGUAAAAAGUAAAUAAAAUCUUAUGAAAGAUUGAUUUCCUAUUGCAUGUAGAUUGCAUUUUUGGCUAGAUUUAAGCAUAAAAUAUUUCUCAUUGCUGGUUUUCUUUAAAUGUAACAAUCCUGAAUUUUCAUUCAAGUACACAUGAUCUUAUGUUGAUCACUGUAGUUGAUAUAGUUCUGAAUUGAUGUUACUGGGAAAAAUAAAUCUGCUGUAUGUGCACAGAUCUCAAGUUAAAAUGAUUUAUGUUACGAUAUUGUGGGGGUACCCAACUUUGGCCUUCCUGUUGAUUUGGAUAAUGCAUGAUUUAUCAGCCCUGGGAUACGACAUAAACAUUAUGUGGUGUCAUUGCAGCUGAUCAGAGCAAAUUGCAAUCCUUAAUUUACUUUUUAAACACAUUCCCUAAAUUUUACUUCCAGGUGAAAGGCUGCUUGACCUUCUUAGUAACAUGGAUGACAACAGGUCAACAUAUUAAAUAGAUGUUUCAACACAUUUACUCAGGUGGCUCUUAGUGUUUAAAUAUUUUAAAGGAACACUAUAGGAAUACAAAUGUAUAUUCCUGACACUAUAGUUCUAUUAGUACCAUUUAGAUCACUGGCCCCUGCUGUCCCCCAUUAAAAAGGUGAUUUACUUACCUUUUUCCAGUGCAGCACUUGUGUCUUUGUGGCUAGCCCCGCCCCCUUAGCUGAGAGUCUCAGGUUUGGAAAGCAUUGGGAGGCUAUUGCGCAUGCACAGCUAAAGACUGCGCUGCACCAAUCAGCAUCUCCUCAUAGAGAUGUAUUAAAUCAAUGCACCGCUAUGGGGAGCGUUUGAUGCCACCAUGCAAAACGUGGAGAUAGUGCAGCACUGACCCAGUAAGCAUAUCUAGUGGCUGUCUGAAUGACAUCCACAAGCGGUAUUACUAGGCAGUAAUAUAAAUGCUGCCUUUUCUCUGAAAUGGCAGUGCUUAUAUUAAAGGAGAACUAUAGGGUCAGGAACACAAACAUCUAUUUCUGACCCUAUAGUGUUAAAACCGCCAUCUAGCUCCUCCUGGGCCUCUCUUGCCUCCCUAAAUACAGUAAAAUCUUACUUGUAUUCAAGCCUGAAGAUGCUGGCUCUGCCCCUGUCUGCCUCAAAAUAGCAAGCUGACAUCAUCAGAAGUGUUGUUCUGAGCCAAUCACAAUGCUUCCCCAUAUGAUUGGCUGAGACUGUGAAGGAGGCAGAUCAGGAGCAGAGCCAGCACAAGUCAAACACAUCCAUGGCCAAUCAGCAUCUCCUCAGAGGGAGGAGAUACUGAUAUGCUGUGAUGCACACUAGACAAAACUGAGAUAGGAAGCAGCUCUAGCAGCCAUUUGAGGAGUGGCCAGUGGAGUUAUCACUAGGCUGUAAUGUAAACACUGCAUUUUCUCUUGAUAAGACAGUGUUUACAGCAAAAAGCCUGAAGGGUAUGAUUCUACUCACCUGAACAAAUGCAAUAAGCUGUAGUUGUUAUGGUGACUAUAGUCAGGGAUGUAUUAGCCGCGAGGCAAACAAGGCAUUUCCUUUGGGCGUCAUUUUUCAGGGGGCGGCAAAAAACGCCGCCCCCAAAUGUCCAGGCAAAUGCCUAGUUAGCCUUGGGGCUAACAGAAAUGCUGGGCGCUGGGCGGCGCUGGCUGAUGGUCGGGCGGCUGGCGAGGGAGCACUUCCCCUGAGCGAUGACGUCAUCUUCCGGCUCCCAGCCUCACUCUGCGGCGCGCGAGGGAGCUGAACAGACCGCUCAGAGGAAGAGCUCCUUCGCCAGCCGCCCGCCCAUUAGCCAGCCCGACCGGCAGCCACUGGACCACCAGGGAGAAAGAGUGUUAAUGUGAGUGAUUGUGUGUGUGUGUUUGUGUCUGACUGUGUGUGUGUGUGUCUGACUGUGUGUUUAUGUCUGACUGUGUGUGUGUUUGUGUCUGACUGUGUGUGUGUGUGUGUCUGACUGUGUGUUUGUGUGUGUUUGUGUCUGACUGUGUGUGUGUUUGUGUCUGACUGUGUAUGUGUGUGUUUGUGUCUGAGUGGGUGUGUGUGUCUGACUGUGUGUGUGUUUGUGUCUGACUGUGUGUGUGUGUCUGACCGUGUGUGUGUGUUUGUGUGUGUCUGACUGUGUGUGUGUUUGUGUCUGACUGUGUGUGUAUGUCUGACUGUGUGUCUGACUGUGGGUGUGUUUGUGUGUGUAUUUAGAAGGUGGGGCGGGUGGGGGGUGCCUGAUUUUUGUCCUGCCUAGAGCAGCACAAAACCAGGAUACACCACUGAUUAUAGUGUCCCUUUAAAAAGCCUAUAAAGACAUACUAUACACACCAGAACAACAAGAUUAAGCUGUAAUUUUUCUGUUGACUAUAGUGUUCCUUUUAGUUAAAAUCUUUAUGAGUGUAGCGGAGCUGAAAUAUUAAAUCCCAAGAUAUCCGCUGGUAUAGAAGGUAAUCCAAAGUAAAGCACUGGAAAAGAAGGCAAUUUCCCAAAUCCCCCAGUAACCGGACGAAACACAGUUCAGGGAGUCAACUGACAAUUUUAUUCACAGCUCCAGGAGUCAACUGACAAUUUUAUUCACGGCUCCAGGAGUCAACUGACAAUUUUAUUCACGGCUGUUAGCCUAUGCAUGCUCUCUAUUCUAAAACACACGAAUACAUUUUUACACCAGGUUAACACAGCUAUUUCAGACAACCUUUAAAUGUUCUGCAAUAUGACCUAAAGUGGCUAGGUUUGCCACAAUGAGGACCAACUCUAAUCUACCAAUGGAUUUAAUUAUGCACAAACCUUUCUUAGAUCUCUCUUUCCAAGGGGCUCCGUUCUUUAAGAUUUUGUUUUAGCGUACAUAUAUGGUAUAGUAAUAAAUAUAUUAACUCUGCACAUGUUCACUUUUCAAAACUGUGUGUUUAACACAGAUGUGAUGGCACAAUAUCAGUUUCUACCUAUUCACUUGACACAGAUUGCUGCAGAUGUUUUGCAUACCUUCACUUUAAAGUAGUAGCACUCACUUGACCUCCAGCCUACAACAAAACUGAGCAGAGCUUAUACAAAAAUGAAGUUGGUUGGGGAGACUGAAGUAAACUGGAUUUGGUGGACUCAUAGAACAGUGUUUCCCAAACCAGUCCUCAAGACCCACCAACAGUCCAGGUUUUGUUAGUAUCUCCAUUGGAAUAAAACAGGGAAAUAUAUAACUCCUGGACUGUUGGUGGGCCAUGAAGACUGGUUUGGGAACCACUGUCAUAGAACACAGCUAUUCACCCAAGACAGAACGAUUAGUUUUCGCCUGCAAGGCAUAGUCAUGCAAUAAGAACAAGGUCAAGCAGCAGACAUUAGGGACAAUAAAGUGACAGACCAGCAGAGGGCAAAAAGACUCUACAUUGACCGUGACAACCACCAAUUCAUUCAAAUGUCACUCAACAACCGUAGGAUGAGAGAGAGACAGAGAGUGUGUGUGUUUAGACAAACAACAUGAACCUAACCUUAAACAGUAAGUGGAAAAUUACAUUCUUUUUAACAACACUUUACAAAUAUAAUCUGCGUAAUCACUGUAUUACACAUGCUUAAUACAUUGCUUAUUUCCAUCUGUUUGAAUUAUGUGUUUUUCUUUGUGAAGAGAGUAAAUGUAAGAACAGAAUAAUUUGUUUGGUACAAGUAAUAAAGCUUUUCCUUUACAUUUAUAGAGUCAUAGGACACAAACCAGAAGGCAAACGUCAAAAACGAAUGUGUCCUCUGAGCAGGAAAUGAUGCAGAUCAUAGGCCAUGAUGGAAACAUUCAUAAGAAGUCCUUAAAAGGGGAGGGAUUUCCUAUUUCCCAUGAGGUAAUGUAUUUGUUCUGUGCUGUGCUAUUUGCUGUCAAUGUACUUGCUGUCUUCUCAACAGCCAUUCAUUUAUCUCUCUUUGUACAGAGUGCAUUUACAGUUAGCAGGCCGGGCACACCUCGAUCCAUGGAUGCCUUUGAGUCGCUCAUUUCACUGGACCAGUUGCAGAGGCGUCUCAUGUAAGAUCCUCUAAUUAUAAACAAUAAUCCAGAAAAUAUUUAAUGAAGACUGAAAUGUAAAAGCUGCAAAGAGAACUAAUUCACCACUAGAAGGCAGCACAGCAAUGCUGUUCUUUAUAGAGAGAAAAUUAGCUUGUCUGUGAGCUUGCAAGAAUUAUGGGCUCAGAGAUGGUGUCCAUUCACCUCUUCUGCAGCCCUAAACAUCAGUCAACCCUUCUAGAUAAGCUGUGUUGUGCUGAUGGCAAUAUCUUGGAGUAUAGAGUAAUCCAAAAGUCAGGAACCAUCCAAAUACUUUUAAGUAGUUUAAUAUCUGAUAAUAAAAAAAAGAUCAGACAUAGUCUCAGACAAGACUGAGACUACAUCUCAAGCUGUUACCACCACAAGUUAACCCCUUAAGGACACGACUUCUGGAAUAAAAGGGAAUCUUGACGGAAUAUUUCUGUCGUGGUCCUUAAGGGGUUAAGAUAUUAUUUGCGUUACUAACAAAACAAAAUAAACAAAACACCCUUUAUUAAAUACAAUAACAUUACAAUGCGAUACGCCACACUUGAUGAAAGAGGCAAAAACAAAAACACACACAAUGGUGAAAUAGUGCAUAGAACAGCGAACCAAAUGAUUAAAAGCGGAACCAAUAUGUCUCAGGUAUAUGAUAUUUUGAUAUUAAAAGGUUAAAGAAAACCUCAAUUAUACAAUUGAAAUCUACAGGUAUGUACCACUUAGGAUAUUGACAUGGUUGACAAAGGACGUGUUGACAAAGUUUGACAAAGGACGUGGAGCUUUUAUCAAGUUGCAUGUUAUACAGGUUCUACAUAAGGAAAAGUAGUCCGUACAUUUCAUUAUGUAUAACUUUUAAAAAAUGGGUCUGCACAUGGGGUCUGGAAAAACUAUAUACAUUUUUUUAAAGUGACAGCCACUUUAAGCAACUUACAAGUAUUUGGUUCCUAACUUUUGCUUACCCUGUAUAAGGUCAGUAAUGCAGAGAUCACUGUUAUUUUUAUCACUUGUUUAAUAUGAAGUAUUAAUUAUUUAAAGGUAUGUGGAAAGAGGAUUGGUAUGGGGACGAAUUUUGUACUGCUUAGAAUUUGUAUAGUUGAGUUGGAGAGGUGGUAUGCUAAUUAGCUUACAGUCACUAAGCAGAUUUAGAUAAUAAAAAUGGCUGAUUGGAAUCAAUCUAAUAAAAGGUGAACUUCAAACUGGGAUCAACCCAAAUGGAAAAAGAUUCCUAGGUCACUUCACAGUGAUAAUGAACAUCGGAAAAACUUGUAAAAAAAAAUAUAAUGUAAUUAAUUGAAAUUUGCAAGCGAUACAGCUACCCUAGCAUAGUACUAAUUAUGGAGUAAAUCUAUUUUACCCUGUGAGGACCAGGUUUUAUAUUUUAUUUGUUACAUCUUAUUAAUAACUAAUUUAAAUGUUCUACAUCAGAAUAUGGAUGACAUUAUUAAAAGUGAUCUCUUUCCAUUUGCUUUGUGAAUUGGCUAGUACAUUGCAAAGUGGGCUACAUGCAUGGCAUUGAGGGAACAUAUGGUUCCACAUAUAGUCAUUGAAGCUACUAUAAUUUUAGCUUUUAGCUCUGCUGAGGUCAGUCCCCCCCAUGCCAUAUUUGCAUCACAGCUGAACUUUAAUGUUAGCAUAAUGCUAUCAAAUCCUGUUUUAUUUAUUCUUCUCCAUGAGUCUGCUACACACGAGGAAGUCAUUGUUGUAAAUAUAAUUAGUUUUUACUUUAUGUACUUGGCAUCUACUUCUUUGUCCCAGACAUAUAACAAAACGUCACAGUGAUUAAUUAAGCAAUUGUAAUAUAUAUUUUUUUGGAAUGAUUAAUGUAGCUCACCAAGUGAGCAUUUUGUACUGACAUGACAUUUUUGUUCUGUUUUCAUUUUCCUUCAAUACGUUUUGCCCUUUUGUUCUGCGUAGGUCAGCAGAGCUGAGAGCACAGAACGCUGAAGAAAAGUCAGAGUUUUUGGAUGAGCAAUUGAAAGAAGCUUUACAAAAGAUACAAGAGUUUGAGAAAGUACAUUAUAAAGCUGAAAGCAGCGAGAAAACGGAGGGUAAGCUUGUAAUAUAGCCUAAAACCAGAGUAGGUGUCUUUUUAAACCUUCUACAUACUAGGCAAGAUUUACUGCCUUUACUUUGCAUACUAUCCUUACUUUUCUUGAUGUGAUUUAUAUAUCUGCAAGUACAUGCCUAACUGAUGCUCCCACCAGUGAGUACUGCCAGCCAGCCAGCCAGCAGCAAUGUGUGCAAUAAGCUAUGGUAUUUAGUGUGGGGCAGUGAACAUGCACCACUGCCUACUGGGGAUUCCUUCAUGUUUGUAUUAAUCAGUGGGUGAAUUUAAACCAUAUGCUGUUUCUCUGACAUUGUCUGUCAUGCUGUUCAGUAGAUCUACAUAUCUUCUUGAUCUAGAUAGUCCUCCAUUCUCUAUCCAAACAAUCUGAAUAUACCACAAUAAACAUAGGCACAUCAUUUUGUAUGUAAGAGAAUUAACUGCUUCCAGGAAUUAGGAUAGAAAGAAAAAUCUGUUCCACAACAGCUGUCUUGGCUACACAUUUCCUAAACACGUUAGGUUAUUGGAUAACCAGACUUUGUUUCCACAAAUCUCAGUAACGGAUGAUGUUCUUUAUUUUUUUUUCUAAGAUAUUGCAAGUCCUGUGCAAACUACAGAACAAACAUUCUCCACAACCCAGGUUAAAAGAAGACCAAAAUCAAGCAAAGUGAAACAGAAAUAAAUAUAACUCUUUUUUGUAAAUGAACUGUUAAUGUUUUUCCAGAGCAUUAUUUUUGAGUGUGAUUAGCCUCUUGCAUACACCAACUAUUGUACAGACUGGAAAUGAGUUCUGACAUUUUAUGAAUAGAAUAAUCGUUCAGGACAGAAAGCCUGUGUCCGUCAUUUUAAAAUGUUUAUAUAUAAAAAUAAACUCCAGGCUUCUUGGUGCAAUGUUCAGUUUACGCAAUCCAGUCAUGUCAUAGGCAUUUUCUAAAAAAAUCCACAUUUAUACCACAUUUGUCUCCAUCAGCUGCAAAUUAUGCAAUUUAAGGAUAAAAUUAAGAGUAAAGUAACUCACUUUUUCGAUUUUAUUAUAGCAUAUUCUUCCCAGCAUUAUUCCUGUAUAUGGGUUUGUCAGAUGCCAUGCAAAAAUGUGUAUCAACCCAUUUCACUGAACUAAAGUGAGAAUUCCAAAUUUAGUGAAUUUAAGGCCAAAGACGUCAAACUGGAAGCAUAGCUGACUUAAAGAAACUUUCAAUUUCAGCUACUUUUACCUCUAAAUUUGAAGUUCACUUUGAAGUCGUUUUAUCAAAUCUGUUAAUAUGUUUGUUUCCAAUGUUUUUAAUCAUGUUCAUCAAACACUUGUGAACAAGGACAGGUGAUUCAUAUCAAUUUAUAGUUACAAACAGGAAUCAAUAAAUUGUGUAUUGACAAGUAUGCAAAAAAAGUAAUACGAGGAAAAAACGUUUCAAAAUUGUAAAGCUACUUGCACAGCAAAUGACAGUAACUGGAAGACAGCUCCCUGAUCUUUUAAAGGCUCAACCAAUCAGGAGCCUCAUCUACGAGGUCUCAUUUUUGUCCCAUAAAUGCCUGUCUUGCAGAACUUAAUGGGAAAAGAAGUUUAGCUCCCAGAGUUCUACUGAACACUUAAACAAACGAUGAGUUAAGCUAUGGAAUAAGCUGAUAGCAGUCAUAGUUCAGCUUAUUCACAGGCUGUUCUCACUUUUGUGAACAGGACUGCGUGCAGUAAUUUUCUGAACUGCCAAUUGCGCCGUCCAUGGAGCAUACCUACAGCUGUAGCAAUUUUUUGCAAUUUGCUGCAGUAAUAUACCACCAGGGCAAGAGAGACAGGACACAGUGUACUCGUUGGUUAGAGUGAUCCUAUAAAGAGGUGCUGUCGUUGAAGAGAUCUCUAUACAACCACUGGUACACUGGUUGUGCUAAUCUUCCCCCCACGCCCCUCUAAUUUCCCUUAAAUUCGCUCAUCACUGCAUAUAGCACAUGCAUAAGUACGGCUCCGCUGAAGAAAAUCUCAAGUGCACAUGUGCUUGUGCAGAAUUUCUCCGUAGAUGCCCAAAGCAUCAUGGGGUUACCAUGUAGUUCACAAAGGCGUCAAGUGUAGCAGAGGUAAGUACAUUUUGUACUUUCCUCCUCUGCUUCCUUCACCCCCAUCAACCCUGCAAUAGUGUUUACUGGGGUGAAGGAAUGAAGAAUUGUCAGUUCUCUGGAAGUAACAGUUUCUCUUUAAAAAAUUUAUUCUAAGAUUUUUCAUUUAAGAUGAGCUUGGUAUCAUGGAAAAUGUAAGUUAUGUUAUUUUUUAGAAGUGCAGCUUUGGUGUCUUGUUGAUAUUAUUUUAACAGGAAAAGUACAGCCAUUAUUGUAUGUGCACAGCAGCAGUAAAGGUAACUUUUGUUUGCUGAAUUCAAAUUAUUAUAAUAUAGACCAUUUGAGGACUGAAUUCUACUACAGGAGAUAAGCGUAGCUGUGGUAACUGAUAACUACUCUUUCCAAUGACGUCUAUGAAAAAAUUGUUAUUCACCUGCAAGAAAUAUGCUUAUCUCUUACAUUUUGCACAUUUUGGGGGAAGGUAGGCAUUGUUAAUGUAAUAACCUUUCCAAAGGCUGAAUAAACACUUGUACCAUUGCAGACUUUAAUUAUAACCAAAUCUCAACCAUAUACCAUAACCUUUAUUUGUUCAAGAUGGCAUUGCAAAAUAAAUAAUCCCAAUCCAUCCUUUAGACAGAAGACACAAACAUGAUUUUGUAGUAUUUAACUGCAUAUAUCUGAGUAAAGUAUUAUUUUAAUACAUUUAAAGCAUUGGAGAGUCAUUCUUUUUGCCUUGUUCAGCUUCAGUAUCUGACUUGGGUGGGUUUGAAGUUCCGCUGCUUUCUUGCAGUUUUGACAUAGGGUUUAAGUUCAUCAGAUCAAAAGGCAAAGGUAAAAAGAAGGUAGGUGGUCUCUCAGAUGUCAUGCAUUGCAGCGUGUGAAGGUAUCGGAGCUGAAUGGCUGUAGGGGAUCCAGCUAAGGUUUCAGCUGCCAAUUUCAGAGACUCAGACACAGCUUUUUCAUUUUCUGCAGCAAUUACCU